AUUGUCUUGGCGGCAAGGAGCCUGGGGUUUGUGAUUCUAGAACGGAACAACAGUCACGAGCAGUUCUUAUUUUACCUUAGCAGUGAAGAAGGCGACAAAAUCAAAGCUGUCUACUUGGACGAUGUACUAUCAGUGGAAUGGCGUCAGGAAAUCACAGAGAGGAAGAAUAUUUUCCCGUAAAACUGUUUCGUAUGGUUGAGGAUAAAGCCUACAGUGAGAUAAUUUGGUGGAAUGAGGUAUGUAGGGACUUUUAGACUUUUUGUGUUAUUGUCGGUUUAGACGUGACGAUACCGCUUCGUCCCAAUGAAUGUGCCUACAUUACAGACCCUCGUCGCAAGCGAUGUGGCUACGAUAAACCAACAACACGAAUCGUAGAGAGAAUUUUUGACAUUAAUUUAUUCAGUUAUUAAACAUGCGGUUAAAAUAAUGAAUGCACAUUUCUUCCGCAGGAUGGAGAUGGGUUCUUCAUUUGUGAGGAUCAGGAAGAGUUUUUAACAUCUAAAAUACUGGAGAACUAUAACUUUAAGACAAACAGUUAUGGUAGCUUCAUACGACAACUCAACAACUGUAAGUAGAGUCCGUGUAAUUUUUGUUUUCUUUCCUUGCAAUCCGAGCAUGAGCCUGCGAUAAUUUUGGGCGCGGUAAUACAUUGAUGUCAUAGGGACCAACAGGCCUUAGCCUCCACUGCCUGUUAAAAACUCCACUAUUUUCUCUUGACUGUGAUCUCAAGAUGCAGGAAAUGGCAUCUUCGAGGCUCAUAUCUUUAAAUUUUUCCCAGGAGAGCAUGCCCUUGUCCUCCCUAGUGGCUCGCGGCCUUCAUCACUUAUGGGCGCAGCUAUAUGCUGCUCCACAAACCUCCUUUUUUCAGUUGACAGGGUUGGCAUCUCUGGUUGUUGUUUGAGGUGGUGGCACUUAACUUUCAAACCCUGACCCUGUUUGAUAUGAACCUUUUAAAGGAGAAAGGAUGGCUUAUUCUAUUCUGCGAAACAAAAAGAAGCAAAGUAUAUGGGAGAGGGAGAAAAAAUGCUUAUUAACCUAAACAAAGUUUAAGAUAGCAUUCAUUGACAAUGUGUUUGGAAGUAAUAGUUAACGAAAAAUGACUGAUUUUUACCUUUAUUUGAAUAGAAUUACUAUUUUGCAAAAUGGCGUUUUUUCAGCUUUAUUUAGCAAACAUGUCCUUUUCGUCUGAGACAAAUUGUGUCCAAUGAUAAAUACUUUGAAGAGUCUGGGCAUCUCUCACUUUAUUGAUCAUACUAGAACUUCGCAAAGUAGCAAUUUUGCCAGAAUCACUAUUUUGCGAAAUUACUUUUUUUCACCUUUAUUUAGCAAAUAUGUCCUUUUCGUCUGAAACAAAUUGUGUCCACCAAUAACAUGAUAAAUAUUUUGAAGAGCCUGGGGACUUCUCAUAUUGUUGACUGUACUAGAAAAAGCAAAGUAGUAAUUUUGCCUAUACACACCUUUCACCUUUUGUCACUGAGUGUUAAAAAAGGAUUUGUCAAAGGAGAAGCCUCGAGAAUCCUACGAGCAAACUCCUCAAAAACUACGUUUGAGGAAAUUAUUUCAAAUUUCGAACAACGCUUGAUUGACAGAGGCUACCCACAAACUAUGAUAAAAAAACCUUCUAUCAGAUAUAAAGUUCACAGAGAGGGAGUCUGCACUCCUGAAACUCAACAACAAAGAGGAAAAAGAAAUAUUGGCUUUCGUGACACAGUGCCAGCCCUCAGUGUCUAUUUUAAAAGAAGUUUUAAUGAAAAAAUGGAAUCUUAUACAAAACCAACCGUUACUUCCCCAAAUUUUUAAAGAACCACCUAUCAUUUCCUACAAGAAAGGAAAAUCACUAAAGGACAUGCUCGUUAGAGCUAAAAUAUAAAAGGUUAACGGAAGGUUUCACACCAGUAUGGAUGUGUGGCCUGUCACCCCUUGCAUUCUCUCAUCUCUAGGCGGAAUCUUCCCAUUAAAACUUUGUCAAGCACCUCCCACUGGGCAGGUAUUCUAAUAAAAGUGACAGGAAACUGAUUAUGCCAUUAUGGCCAUGGCCUUCAUCAGCACGUUGGCUCGAAUUUAUUUGACUCUACACCUCUUUUGAAAAUGAUGUGUUGCCUGCAAGGUGUGGGCAGUCAUGGAAUGGAAGUUGGAUCUUGAUAGUCUUAUGCAUGGUUCAAUUUGAACUGUUACCAUGCCCCUCAUGCCCCUCCCCCAGCAAUUACCUCUGGUUGUAUGAUUUUUUUUUUCCUGGUGGUCUUUUUCUCAACCCUGGGCAUGGAGAAGGAGAAGGAGGCAAUUUCACACCCCGAGCUCCUGAUUGACCUGAUAUAUUGGUUACAUCUUUUUUAGAGCAAUAAUGAUUUCUGUACGAUAGCAAAAAAACGUGUGUUGAGAACUUUUAUAAACAUUUUUCUAUCACUAAUGGUUCAUUGAGAGAAGGAUAAUACAUGUAAACAUAAAACAUGAACAAUACAUUUUAAAUGACUAUUGGAAGAAGAAACUCUCAUUGACUCAAGCGCCUCUUUGAUAGAACACUCCAUAAGAACGCUGCACUGAAUCUAUGUUUUUUUGUUUUUUUAGUCAAAAUAUAUAUUUCGAUGAGUGUGGUCCUAUUAUUUGGACCAUACGAAACAGCACAGUCAUAAUAAACAAUCGAUGAUUACUCCUAAAGCCUUAGCCGGCCGGCCUAUGAAAUUUGUUCAAAUGCAUUGAGCACUCUACGAAAUACAUUCUACCCAGAAUACAAGUAUUUGUUUCUUUUGCAAUAAAAAAAGGGACAAAGGAAUCCAUUCGAGUACACACCAUGUGCACAUUCGUUUUAAAUUUUAAAGCACACCUUCAAAAUACAGACUUUAAUUUCGAUAGGUUAUUCCUCUCCAUCCACUCUCCGAUAAAUUCCUUCCUUUUUUUUAUAAAAAUACACAGUCUUGGGUUCAGAACUUUUCAGGAAUUGAUGUUUACGCAGUGAUUGCAUUAGAUCAUAUUUAAAUGCUAUUUUGCGCCUUACAAAUAAUAAAUUGUCGUUAUUAUUAUUAUAUUAUUACACAUAUUUUAUGGCACAAAAAAAACUUCACUGCAUAACAAAAGAGCCUGGAUAAUCCAUUUUGCAAAAUAGUUAAGUUCUGGCAAAAUUACUACUUUGCGAAAAUUAAUGGGUUCUAGUACAGUCAAUAAAAUGAGAGGCGACCAGACUCUUCGAAAUAUGUAAUCAUGUUAUUGGUGGACACAAUUUGUUUCGGACGAAAAGGGCAUAUUUGCUAAAUAAAGAUGAAAAAAUGCUGAUUCUGGCAAAAUUACUACUUUGCGAAAUUAGUUCUAGUAGGGUCAAUAAAAUGUGAAGUUCCCAGACGAAAAGGACGUAUUUGCUAAAUAAAGGUGAAAAACGUAAUUUUGUAAAAUAGUAAUUCUGGCAAAAUUCACUUUGCGAAAUGAGUUCUAGUACGGUCAAUAAAUUGAGAGGUGCCCAGACCCUUCAAAACAUUAAUCAAUUUAUUGGUGGACACAAUUUUUUAACGGACAAGAAGGGCAUUUGCUAAAUAAAGGUGGAAAAACGCCAUGUCGCAGAAUAGUAAUUCUGGCAAAAUUACUACUUUGCAUUGUGAAAUUAGGUCUAGUACGGUCCAUAAAAUGAGAAGUCCCCAGACUCGUUGAAAUAUUUAUUAUUUGAUUGGUGGACACGAUUUGUUUUAGACAAAAAGGACAUACUUGCUAAAUAAAGGUGAAGAAACGCCAUUUUGCAGAAUAGUAACUCUAUUGAAAUUACUACUUUGUGUAAAAGGUAAAUAUCUGUCAUUUUUCGUUAACUAUUACUUCCACAAAACAACGUAUAUGGGAGAGCGAGAAAAAAUGCUUAUUGUGUUUACUGUGUUUACACAUUGUCAAUGUUAUCUUAAACUGUGUUUAGGUUAAUAAACAUUUUUUUCUCCCUCUCCCAUGAUUUCAUUUUGCUUUGUUUCGCAGAAUAGAAUAAGCCUGGAAGGACAGAGUGUGGAAGCCUAGCUAGGGAAAUAGGGGUGGGAGAGAAAAGGGCAGUAUGUCUGAGUUUUAAAAGUAUGAACAGGGGAGAAAUAGGGGCAAUUUUUACCAAAAUGCUAGGUUAAAGGGCUAAAUGGAGGAAGGCAAAGGAAAAGGGGUGGGAGCCUAAGGAAUGCAAGAUAUAGGAGGAAGGAGGUCUGGACCCCUUUCUCUGCGACUUUGAUGUGUCAUUUUUUUGUACCCCUGUUUAAAAGGGCAACCUAAAUAUGUUCUGUGAACAAGCUCUCCAUUUGGGGGAUUUUGCAAGAUGACAUAUUAUCUGAGUGCGGCCAAUAAAAGGAUCGAGCCUUGAAAGAUUGGCAUUCUUUUGCCACUUGCAUUGUUUGUGUUUCAUAAUAAAGAGCUUGCUAAGGUAACCCAAAUAUCACAUCUUGUUCAAAACUUGCAAAUAUAUAUUAAUAUUAUCCUUUGGCCGGAUAAUAGUCGCAGUGAUUCAGUGAGUCACUCAAUUGGAUAUUUGAAGGGAGAAGGGAAGUCAAGGACGUGUGAAUGUGAUGGUUGUGCAAGUUAGGGAGAAGGAAGGGUAACUCCUGCUACUAUAGGCCAUAAUUGUUGUGGCCAUGGCACCCCUCAUUAAAUCAGGAAAUCUGAGAUAUUCUCGUCAUCAUUCUAUAUGUAACAUAUCUUGUUGUUACCUAUAACAUCCAACUGAAAUCUUCAGUUUCUUUUUGGAGAAAAUUGUGGCAUCCAAGUCACAUCUUAUAUUACUUGCUUCUUCUUGAAAGAAAUGAGGUAAACCAUUAUGAUGGGAGUUGCCUGCCAAUAAUUAACAAUUAAUGAAUUAGGCUGAGUAUCUUUAAUAUGAAGAAUUAUGGAGAUAGAGGAGGAUGUUAUUGCCUCGAUGGAUAGCACCCUCUGAGAUUUCCAAUUAUAAUUCUUCUUAUGAUUUGAAAGCCGAAUUCAAUAAUUGUUUUAUUAUUCAUUCUAAAUAAUUCCUAGUAAAACAGGCUUACCUCCAUCGAUGUUAACUUCAUCUUUGAUAUCCCUUGUAGAAUCAGACACUAUGUAGAAUCUAUGCAAAUGCUAUGUCACAAAGCUAUGUAAAACCUAUGUUAAUGAGUCAUACAUUGCUUUAACCAGAUCCUAUGUUGUUUCUAUGCCAGGACUAUGUUUUUUGUAUCGAAAAUGCUAUGUUUUCGCUAGUCAAACGGAACCUACUUAAAAGCUAUGCAGUUUUUAAAGGAAGGAAUAAAGGCAGAAAUGACAUAGUUUCCACAUAGCCUAUACAUACAAUUUACUUAGCUUUCAGAAAGAGAUUUUAGACUUCAUAGUCAACCUUAUAAAAAAAUCAUAGGAAAUAAAUAGCCUUCACAUAGGACUGAAAUAGAGUUUACAUAGUGAAAUGGAACAGGGGACAGUUGAUUAAAUAGCUUUUGAAUAGGGUUUGCUUAGAAUUCAGAUAGCCUAGGAAUAGUGAAGACAUAGCCUUUUUUAAAGAUGACAUAUACUUUGCAUAGCAUUAAAAUAGGGAAAACACAGAACAAAUAGUCUUUGCAUAGGUUUGAAAUAGGAUUUUAAUAGUAUUUGAGUAGGUAAAACAUAUCACAUACACAGCCAUAAUUAGAGUUCAAACAGAAAUUACAUAGAAUUGACAUAGUCUUUUAUGUAGGUAGGUUUUGAUCUGCUUAAGCAAAUGUAGUCUUUAAAAUACCCUCGUAAAAAUCACCAGAAUAGUAAAAAUAGUAUACACAGUACAUGUGAAUUAGAAUAUCUUUUACAUUGGUAAGAAAUGGGUUUUGACACGAAAAAUUGAAAACUAUAGCAAUAUAAUACCACGAACACACAACACAAAUGCAGUAUUUUCAUGGAGCAGUUUCAGAAUCGAAACCCCAAGUUAAAGUUUGCUUAAUUUGCUUAUCGUGUAGACUUUUGGCUGAUGUACUCUUCAGUGCCAUACACUUUCCUUUUGACUGCAACGAAUAAGUAUCUGCAAACAGAAAAGUUGAGAUUUUAAGGCAAAUGAACACAAAAACAACCUGACGUUUUAGAAUUGAAACGAACGAGUAUCGAAGCGUGAUCGAAGGUGACCGAUCCAACUUGUUCAGGUACGCGAAAAGGGGAGACAACACUGAUAAAUCGAAACUCAAAUUGAGAAAAACAUCACUUACCAACGUUAGGAAUACUUUUUGUUGAACCUGGCAGGAAAACGACUUUAAAUUGAAGUAAAAAGAAGCGUCUUCUUGUAAAAACGCACGCUUUACAGUUCGUCUUCUUUGACUUGAAAGUGCCCGCGUGGAAUCAGCCAAUUUUCACACCUUUUCAUUGGUUGAAAAGGCCCAUGUGACGAUAAAACGCUAAAUACGCAUGUGUUGAACUCACGGGCUUCCCUGGGAACUAGUGGAAACAAAAUGGCUGACAAACACCGAGGACUGCAGCGAUCCACUGCAGCUAGCGUUUCGCAGUUUUGACCAUGAAUUUCUAUUCAGGAGUCGUUCAUAAUCAAGACGAAGGAUCGAAGCUAAUAUAAAAGAAGAAAAUGAUGCAUGGAGGUAUCAUUUCAAGUGAAGAAACUCUAGGGAAAAGCUAGAAAGGAAAGUUAAGUCACUAAGAAACUAUCUGCAAGCACAAAAAAAAUUGUAGUAAAUGAUUUUUAAGUUUUUUAGUUUUAAACACUGCUUUUUACGUUGGAAGUAUGCUUUUUGUAAGCGCUAUUUAACCUGUACAAUCAACAUGCCUAGUAUUUUAAAAGGUAUGUUGAAAUAUCACAUAGGAAACGCAUAGACUACAUAUUUCUCAUAUGAGUGAAAAUAUAAGAAAAAUUACGUUUAUGUAAAAGCUAUGUAACCUUUAUCUCAUGAUAAAGCUAAAUUAAAAUAUCACAUAGUGAAAACAUAGGCUGCAAAUAUGUUUCAUCACUUAGCAUAGAAUAUACAUAGCACUAUGUAAAAGCUAGGAAACUUGUUGGAAAUAAAAUUGAAGAUCGAGAUGCUAUGUAAAAGCUAUUUUGGUUUGUUGCAUAGUAAAUACAUAGGAUGCAAAUCGGAAGGAAAAGCAGAACUUUCUAUUGCAUAGUAAAUACAUAGCUAUGUAAAGACUAUGAAAAGAUUUUGAAUAGUAUUUGCAUAGGUAUUCAAAAGCUAUGUGCUUUUCAAAUAGCCUAAACAUAGUUUCAACAUAGAUUUUACAUACUUUGGACUAUGUAAGUGUGGUAUGCUACAUAGUUGAUACAUAGGUAGUAGUGAACAUAACGUAGCUGAAACAUAGUCCAACAUAGUAAACAAAUAGCAUGAGCAUAGGUUUUGCAUAUGUCUGGUUCUACAAGGGAGUGCACGUUUACGGUUGUUCAGCUCCGCAAAUGUUCUCGAAAUAGCAGAUGUCACCCUUCGAGUUGUCUUCUUGCUGUUCUUGCCAUGUUUUUAGCUAUUAUUUCGCCUUCUUACUCUUGAAACGAGUGAAAUAUUCGCAUUUUUUGUUUUCGCAACCAAAACAACUCAACCUCAUACCCAGGUCUUCUCAGUUAACAGUGCAUUAACCUGCGCGAAGGCUGCACUUUUGACGUCAUCGGUUCAUUAAAUGCUAUUAAUUCUUCCAGAUUUGUCAUCAGUAGCUGGUUAUGGUGAAUUAUGCAUGUGCUUGUAGCCAAUCAGAACUGGGGAAAUAUUUUGAAUGAAUAAUAAAUAUAAGUUUUAAGUGUUGUUUAUAUUGUUGUUUCCAGUAUCAUGCUGUUGUGCAGUUUUCCGAGGAAUUCUUAUAUGCAGUUAAUUCUUAUUCAGAUUCUGUUAUUACUAAAUUUCCAAUUCUUUUAUGCCAUUAUGUAUUCUUGUUAUGCAGUUUGGAGUUCUAUAUAAAUUAGUGUUUGAAUUCUGUUCUUCCAAAAUCAGGGUCUUCAAAGAGGUGUGGCCUGGUGAAAGUAAUAAAUUAUCAUUUUCCAUUCAAAAGAUAAUGUAUGCCUUCUUGGUGUGGCGUGUUAUUUGUGUCCAAACUUACAAUGUUUUCUUCUAUAAUCUGCAUAUUGCCAAAUAAAGUUAUCUGUUUCAAGGGCUAUCACUUACAGUCCAUUGCCAUCGCUAAACAUCUCAGGGCUUAAUCAUAAAAUCUCGUGGGAUCCCUUUUUUUCACAUUGCACUCUUAUAGUUUGAAGGCUCCCCAUUCCACCACCCCAUCAUCACAACCCUGAUGUACUCCCCCCUGGGCAUAGAAGACUGGUUACUUUAUAAUUUAGUAGAGGGUUUAAAGGAUGAAUUUUGAUGACUUUGUUAUGGAAGGUGCAUGCAUGCAGGUGGUGGUAAUUGGUAGCAACACAGUGAUUUUGUUGCCUCUGCGUCCUGUGUCCCUGAUGUAUAAAAAUCCCCAAAGAUGCAAAACAAUAUUAUUCAUAAUUCAGAUUACUGUAACCGUCUAGUUACAUACUGUACUAAAAGGCCCAAGCAUUAAUUUUCAAUUUAGGACUCCUUUUUUUUUUAACUGGGACUCACUGGUUAUGGACAUAGGGGCCCAUGAUUUUUCACAAGAUGAGUCCCAGGACACCAUAUAACUAUUUGUAACUAAAUCACUGGCUGCAGUGGAGAUUUUCAAUAUUUAUGACAGUUGGUUUUUUAAAAUUUUAAUGUUAAUCUAGAUGGCUUCCAUAAAAAACGGAGACCAAACCAAGAGAAAGCAAAUGAGCCCUCAUCAUAUUACUCCCACGACAAAGGUUAUUUCAAAAGAAGUUGUUCUGAUUUUCUUAUGAAUAUCACUAAAACAAAGGUAAGUAAAGUGUGAACUUAAAUUUUGAUGCAAACUAAUCUAAUUAGCCUGAACUCGCAAAAAAGAACUGUCAACCCAGCAGGCAUUUCCUUCCUAUCUCAAUUCUGGAAUACCGUUUUUUGCUGAUAACUCAUGGAGUUACCCUGUAGUGAAAAUAAGAGAAGAAAAAACAUUUAGAUAUUUUACACAUUAGAUGAUAAAAUCAUCUCAUGUGUUUUUAUGAUUUAAAUUAAUUUCAAUUGAUUGUUAUCAUUUUUUUAGAUGUCACAAUUUAAAUGCUAUGUUCAAAGUUCUGCAUAUUUAUCUGUUACGUUCCUGAUGGAAAGCGUCUCAUAGAUUGGGGUCAAAGUAGCUUAAGUGAUGUAUUUGGUGGAUGAAAUGUAAUUUUGGUCUGAAAUGUUUUUCUCAUUUAUAGGGAAAUCAGGGAACUAAAAAAGAAACAUCCUCCAAAAAGGGUAAGAAUUAGGCAGUCAAGCUUGUUUAGGAAUCAUUAAUCCCAGUGUUCGGUUUUCAAACUCAAUCGAGCUGCAUCAAAAGAGUUUGAAUUAGUUUGAUUGAGUUCCGUGGAAAUUUUGUUUGAUUUUGUUCGAUGUGAUAUGGUGGGAUUGUAACACUAUGGCUUGCACAGUCUUGAAAAGUCCUUGAAUUUUAGGGGACGAGUCCUUGAUAAGUUCUUGAAUUCCAUUUUUCCUUAAAAGGUCCUUAAAAUUCUUUGCUAGUCCUUGAAAAGGACUGUAUGCAGUGCUUAUUGAUAUUUUUGCUCUUAGGUGCAACUCUCGGGGUUGGCGCUUUAUUUGCAACAUAUGUAAUAAUUGUUUAUCACAAAACUAGGUCUCGCCUGUAGUCCCAUGCAUUAAAACUACUGUGCUGGUUUUGCUUUUAAAUAUGGCUGCUAUUUUUCUUUAUCAUAGAGACAGGCCAGAAGCUCAACGAACAAGUAACUAAUCAGGAUCUUUUACAGGUGCAGAAUAACUGUUCAUGAUGAUAAGUUUGGUGUAGACUGUUUAAUGCAGUUUGAUCGUCACUUAUUACCAGUAUUAGUGUACACCUGCUAUCGUAGUAAUGCUUCUGCUUUUACGUUUAUUUACUACAAUACCUGACUCGAUGAGCAUUUAAGUUAAACAGCUUAUUUGUGAGUAAUCUCGAUCCGAGAGUUCCUCUGCGCAGCGUAACAGGAGCACCCAACGACGGUUUCCUCCUAAAUACAUUGAAAACACUUUUUAGGCUAUCCAGAGUACUUUUAGGAUCGCUAGAAAUGCAUUCUAAGCGGCGCUAUAAAAUUUGUAUCUGUUCGGGCAUCCUAGGGGAACUUGAGUCUUUUCGAAAUUACAAGAGCUUUGGUAUUAUUUUACGAAAAUUUUAGAUGCAAUUUGAAUUAUGACGAAAGUGAGACAUUUUCUGAUCUCUCUCUCUAUUGCAUUCUUGAGUCCGAAAAUUUUGCGCUUCUUUUUUCUCUACGAAAAAUGGCCCAGUUUAGGAAGUGAAAUGUGAAAAUUAAACUUCAUAAAAUCGUAGGGAAUUUAUUAGAUGAACUUCGAAAAUUGUACAUGAGUGGAACGUUCACCCAGAAAUUUUUAGCCGUUCUCAAGUAAUAGAAAAUUCUAGGCAAUAUUUGCUUCUCCGAACGGAUGUUUCACGGAAAACAGUCGUCGGGUGCCCCGAAGCGUAAGCACUGCGGUUAAGAAUGAGCCGUUCAAACAAUUUCUUCAAAGUGGUUCUCGCUCGUGUGGGCGUAAAUUUCGCGUCAGAUUGCAAUGAUAUACGCAUGCGUCAUUCGCCCCGGACUACGCGGUUUGCGAUUUUCAUCUUAGAGCAAAGUGGAAUUUGAACCAAAACUAGAAUUUAAUUCGGACUGAAAACCGGAAUGACAUCACUACCGAAUGACUUGUACAAAAUCGAAAUCGUUUUCCGGUAUCGUAAAGAUACAGAGAAAUAAUACAUGGAGAUAAAAGAACUGGUUCCGGAAUGAAAUCCUUUCCGGUAUCAUGUGAAUACUGGCUCCUAAGACACAUGUCCAUCCUCGACUCGUAUGCGCAUUGUGAAGCUCAUAACCUCUUUGCCUUUAAAUGACAUGGUCACGAGAAGAUAAUGCACUCGUCUAGUUUUUCAACAAUUGUAGCGGUGAUGAAAAUACGAAAGAGAUGAUCAAGGAUAUUUCUUUCAAAGAGAUGCUUGUCAGCUUACACGCCAAAGUCCGAUCACCUGCUGGCACCAAACACAGCCUCGCACUAAGUUUGUUGGUAGAUGUAGACGAAGCCUGCAGUGGCUCCCACUGUUAGGCCCACAGUGUAGUGGCAUAAAGCUAGCGUUUUGAGUUUGAGUAGGAAUUUAACCUUGACUAGAAAUUUUAGAAUUUAAUUUUUUUGAAAUUUUAUUUUCUGCUAUAGAGUAUAAAGAAAACUGAAACAGAUUCCUCUUUUGAAAACGGUAGGGAUAAAGGCAAGGUUUUUAGAUAUCUUUCUGUUUCAUUUAUCUACCUGCAUGGCUGUAAAUUGUUCUUCAUUAUUUUGUCAGUGACGAGUGGAUCAUUUCCCGGCAUACAUGUAGGAAUGUCAGAAGUCUUUCCUUUCGUCAAGGAGGGCACCAGUGUUUCCUCUCAGACUCAGGCAUGGUGCAGCACCCCUUCAGUUAUAGCUGCCACAACUAAAAACAGCUUUCCAUUAACAGAAAAUAUGUCUGCAACCCCUACAAUUCCUAAAAGAGAGACCAUACAGGAUUUCAUAGUAAAUACUGGGGCUACAUCAGCUGUGUCUCGUGUGGGACAGUCCAGUGUUUUCCGAGUUGGUCAAAUGCAGUCCUUUGGAGACACCAACCCAACACAAACCAUUGACAUACUGGACAUAGUUACGGAAGGUGGCCAUUAUAUGCUUGAUGAGUUGAUGUAUGAUGUUGGUGCUGACGCAACAAUCGAGAAGACAAUACCACAGACAGAAACCUCUCUCAUUUCAGACGUGAAAUUUCCCGAGAAUAUUCUUUUGGCUUCAGUAACCACUACCUUAGCUCCCUCGGUAGGCGGUUUUGAUACCAGUCCCUUCCAGUCAAGUGGCGUGCCAGUUCCAUUCUUACAGCAGGUUUCUAAAGGGAGCAGCUUGCCAGAAUCUCUUCACGAACCAGGCAAGGGGUUAAAGCCCUUAGUUUUUAGCUGAAACCGCCUUUUGUGUUACGCUACCUCUGAACAUAAUUGCUGGGUGGUUUUAGUGUUGCAAUGCAGUGAAAUGUCUCUUCCACUCAUCGUAGUUUUAAGUAAAAUUCUACUUUUGAACCUUUUUCUGGAAGUGUGGAAAUAAUAGGCCUCGAAGGUAUAGGACAAAGUCAUUUGUUUUUCAUUUUGAAGUUUUGAAUGGUAUAGAAAAAAGAGAUGAUGUCCUUUCUUGUGUCACCUGCAAAUGACCUAAUGGAAUGCUCGGUGCCUUGCAGAUCAAUUAUUUCCUUCUUCAUUCAAGAUCUGGAUCAGCUCUCAACUGACAAAUAUCAACGUUUUUCUCAACCUCGCGGUAUUUGAAAGUCUUGACCAGAAAUGCCCAAUAUUGUUAUCUUUCUGCAUAUGGUUGCAGAGGUCACGACUGCAUGACAUUUUGAGAUAAGAUAAAUUGCUGAUUCUAACCAAAAAACGGCAUUUAUAAAUUUAAGAUAAAAGUUCCUUGGUAGCGCGUGAUUUCGUUUUAAAUUUGACUCACUAAAGUUUCGAAGUCAGUCGACCAAUCAGUUUCGGCAAUUGCUGUAAGAGUAGCAUGUAAAGAGUUUCAAAUAUCCUAAACGACUGGAUAAUUUGAUUGAUAAAGGAUAUUUUCACAGUGAAACAAUAGCCAGAACAAGACAAAUCAACUACUGAGCUUAUUAAAGGGACAGGUUCACGGUUCAGCGCAUGCUCAUUUAUCAAAAUACUGUUUUUCUGCUGGGACAUGCUGUAUCGUCCACGCAAGCAAUAUGAUCAUGUCAUAAUUUUGUCAAAGAACCAAUCUGCACACUCCCCUGGCAGUCACUUGCACUAGAUCAACUUCAAAAAUUGCAAAUAGAUGUAAAUUAAUCAACCAUGGAAUAAAACCUUCGGGUCAACAAUAAAUUCAACGUUGGUAGUGUUGGCAUAAUCCACUAAUUUUUUCUGCGAUUUUAGUUCUUCUCCAUCCUACUUCAGGUUACUCUGAACACAAUUCUACUUUGAAAUACACUCUGACAUCGCUGAGAUACGUGUGAGUGGGAGAAUUAACCGAAAGAAUUAUAAGAAUAAAUUGGAAAAAAGUAGUUUAAUUAAUGAGCAUGCGCUUAACCGUGAACCUGUCCCUUUAACUGUAAUGAUGUUCCGUGAAUGUUGCGGUCACUAAAUUUGACAUUUUCUAACUUUUAUUACUGAACAGAAACAUGUGAACAGCACCUUAUUGACCAAUAUCCACUGCAAGAUCAGGACUUUCCUCCCGUUUUCACCACUGAACUUCAGAAUAAGGUCAGUUCAUAAUAAUUAAAAGGUGUAUGUUUUACUCCACAGCUUACUGGCCGUCCUCGAACAUCUAGAAACAGUUGGUUUAGUCGAUCGUUAAAAACAGUUUUCCGUAAAAUAAGUAUAUGGAACAUGCGGAGUAAGAAAGACCGAUUACUUGCCCUAGCAUGGGGUAGGCCGGGCUACCCGAAGGCCAGCCCCCUGAUGCGGCUCGCUGUGGGGAGGGAGGGCUUAAGAAAUAUGGGUGCUGCUAUGCUAAAAUCUACCACGAAAUGAUAACAAAGCUAGGGCACUCAUGCAAUAUGCCCACGUUAAUGAUAAACUAAACUCUGAAUACGUUUUAUACUGCUAUUGGAUGAAAUCCAAUUCUGUGGUAACCAUGGUAAACGCUUCAUCGUGUACUGUUGAGUUAUGCAUGCACUUGAGAGGAUUAAGCUCACAAGAGGCAUUAGUUUCUUGACUUAUCUGCGUGCUCAAUAGGAAUAUGAAGCCAUUCGCGCUUGUGAAUUUGAUUAGGUGAAUAUUCUAGCUAUGUUAUGGUUUGUCAAUUAAAAGUACUGUAAUAUCUCAUACCAUUAUGAUAUUAGUUAUAGAAGCAAUUCAACCCUGAGACCAAACCCGGAGAGGGCUUUACCGUGAGAAUACUUUUAAGCGUGUGUUAGCUUACGAGAGCCAGUUCUCGUAAAUGACCAUUAUUUGUGACGACCACGUUUUCAAAUUUUCGAGGUGGCCGUAUAUGAGGGCGUCGACUGUACUUAUUUUUUAUAAUACUUUUCAAAGAAAAACAUAACGACUUGGCUUCGCCAGUUUGUAACUUAACGUUUAUAAUUAUUACUCUAUUAUCUUUUGUCCUUGAGUUAUACAGAUAAAACCCUGCUUUCUGAUUUCCCCCCAUCUAUCUAAAUCAGGUUGUUGUCACCACUUGCCAGGGUAGUGAAAUGUCUGAAACUGGCUACUCGUCAGAAGGUGAGUGAAAAUUAUCAAACUUCUUGAAUUCGGUGUUGAUUUGAUAUUUGUUAUUCACAUAUGCCACGUGUUCUUAUUUUGUCUGUAGAAAUGGGGUACAAAUUAUUAGAGAGAGAAUUCUUCCCAUAGCCCUCUUAGCCACCGUCCACUAUUUGCAUGGUGAAUCUCGAAAACGUUUCGUAUUUAAGUAGUUGUCUCCUCAUGUGGGCAUGUUUUUUACAUGCUGAGGAAUUUCUACCAAUUUUUUAAGGGUAUACUUCACAAUGUUUAUGGUUAUUGCUUUUUAUAGAAAGUUUGAAUCAACCUAAAGAGCUUGGCCAAGAGAUCGCUGUGGCAACUGUUAUCCAGGAUCCUUUUAGGGUAUUUUUUUCACUGUUUUUUGUUGUUGUUGUUGUUGUUAUUGUUCUUUGUCACCAAGACGAUUGUCAUCGUUCGUUGAAAUAGCUUAAUUGUAUGUCGGUUCCGUGCUCUUUAGCUCGAUCAGUUCUAUAUUUCCUGUACUGCCUUUGCUUUGUAUACACGUCUCAAGUAGAGAUGAACUUAUGAAAGUGUUAGUAACAAGUAGUCCCCAUGAAGGUGAAACCCCCUUUCUUCCAAGCUGUGCACUACUUUGCUCUAUUUUCCUUUAUUCUAUUUAAAGACAAAAAUAAUGCAAUUUUAUCAUGUAUUUAUUUACCUAGCUAUAUCAGGCUGAUGGAAAUGUUUACUCGUCGGACGAAGGUGAGGAUUCAGUAGGGAAUAUUUUUGCGUUCGAGGUACGAGAACGCAACCCCUAAUUUGUGUUGGGUAUCGUGUGCAUUAUUGGGUGUCCUGUGCAAUCAAUAAGGGAGGUUUUUCGAGAUUGCAUUUGUCGUCGUCGUCGACACACAUUUGUCUCGCUUUGAGGCACUUGCUUACGUUUUGCCUCACUUUGACGAACUAACUCAAGUGGUGAUUCGUGCGUCCUCAAGCGUUUGCUGAGGUCUUUUACUCUGUCUUCGUAAACCGUUCAUCUUUUAAAAGUUUGCUGAAUCUUCGUAAAGCAUACAUAUUUCAAGAGUUUGCUGAAGUUCUACUGUCGAUCUGUGUUUGCUGAAUCUUUCAAAACGUCCAUCUUUCAAAAGUUUUGGCGGCCGUUGUGCCACAAAGUAAAUCUACCGAGUUAAAUCUACAGAGUUGUGUAGCUCGGCGGCCGUUGUGCCACAAAGUAAAUCUACCGAGAUGUGAAGCUUGGCGGCGCCGUUUCAUCAUGACUUGUGAUAUUUUCGGCACCGGACAUACGAACAUUUUAGGCCUACGUUAUUUAUUCGGAAAAACUUGUAAACAGCCCACAGUAGCUCCACUCAAGUCACUGAAAUCAACACACUCGACCAAACUACUGCACUUAUUAAGACGGACUAUACGAUAUCACUAGCCUUCAAGGCCUUUUCAUAAUGAUACCCAGUUUAAAUAGAGGUUUCGCUGUAAGCAGUCCUUACGUUUGAAAUAUGCCAUGAUCAAAUUAAAGCCCGGUUUGCAUAUGAUCGAUACCAUCGCUGUGAUCGCUGCGAUCGCUGAGAAAAAAAAAACGUCAGCGAUCAUAGCGAUCAUAAGAAACCACUCUCCGGCGAUCGCAGCGGCAACAAUCGCUGAGAUAUAAAAAGUUCUAUCUCAGCGAUCGUUGUCGCUGCGAUCGCUGGAGAGUGGUUUCCAUAUGAUUGUGAACUUUUUUUUCGCAGCGAUCACGGCGAUCGUAGUGAUCAUAUGGAAACCGGGCUUAAUCUAUUGCAAUAACCAUCCACCCUUCCUCCUCAACUGCUACCUGUACGCCUUAUAAACAUAUCGAACGCACCCUUUUAAGCUCCGAUUAGUUCUAGUUUACGUAUACUGUAGUUAUGCAAUGCUAUCGAACGGUAUACCAUGAAAUAUCCCACGAGUGACUUCCCAUCACUGUUUUUUACUGUACGACUGCUCUACUACUAUGGAGCGAAUUUAAAAAAAUCGUAAAACCAAGACAGCUUUGAAGUGACUGGUUGAAGUAUCCUUUGUAGAUUAAAUUACUGAGACAGUAGGACCCUGUUUGGAAUAGCAAGUUGUGAGUAACAGUGCAUGAAAUCAAACAAACAAAAAAACGGUUUUAAAUUAACGACUCGUUGCCAGGCAGCCACAAGUAUAGUAAGUAAAGCAUUGCGAGGAUGAUGGUCAAAUUCAACAUUUUGAAGAAUAAUUGGACAAUAUACUCCAAUACUUUCUUUACUCCGCGAUAAUUGCUUUAAUUGCAGAGUGAAUCCCACUCAAUUUUUGUUAUCGCUAUUUGCCAUUUACGACUCGAACUAAAUUAACAAUGCCUGAAACUCGAACCAAGAAGGCUGCUAGCACUCAAGGAGCUGAUUCCUCGGGAUCUGAACUUGUCACAAUGGCGACACUGAGGGACAAUGAGGGAGAAAGAAUGUUUAAGAAUUUAUUUGACUCACUGUUGGCCAACGUAAACGCACGGCUAGAUUCCGUCGUCGGCCAAACCGCAGAAAUCAAAGCUAGACUAGAUAUUUCCGAGAAAGACACUAGCGACUUGAAGAUGAGCCUUGAGUUCUCCCAGAAAGAAAUCAAGGACCUGAAACCAUGCUCAUCCCGACUGCAUGAGGUCGAAGAAGAGAUUGAAAAGAUGUGCGGUUCCCUGGAUUACCACACUGAUAAGAUUCGAAUAUCUGGAGAACCAAAGGUGAAGGAGUAAUAUUCGACCAGAUGGCAUUCGAGAGGAAGGAGCGGAAACCUGGGACAACACCGAAACCAUAGUAAAGGAGAUACUUAAAGAGAAGCUUAACCUCGAUAAAGAACCUAAUGUCGAGCGGGCUCGACAGAAGAGCAAAAUGCUACAACUGGCUCCUUAAGACGUCCAAGGACCAUCGCCUCCGCGAUUUGAAGCAAAAAGGAAAGAUCAUCAGAGGUGCAAGAAGAAUCAAGCCCCUGGAAUUUUUGUUAAUGAAGACCUGGCACAAGAAACCCUUGACAAGAGAGAAGAGCAGCGUCCCAAGUUUGAAGAAGCGAGAACAAAAGGGGAAAAUAGCAUAUUUCGUUUUAGACAGGCUGGUUAUUAAAGACAGACUUGAGCGUCCCAGUUAAAAGCCCAUGUUCACCCAAACGGCUUUGCGCGCUUGUGUUUCUGUUUUGAAACGAUUCUUUUGUCAAAUGCAGUGUUUUGAUUGGCUUCCACUUUUGAGAAGCGUUGCGUGACGAUACUAAAAACGACUGCGAGGGAGACUAGCUUUUUUCACGCUUGACCAAAGCUUAGGGAGAGACAGUAUCAAAGAGGCCAGUAAGACUUUAAUUCUUUUCCAAAUGGAGGAAGAUAUUUCGCCGACUUCGUUAAAUGUCACCUGCUUAAAUUUUGAACUGCUUUCUCCGGUAGUGAGUGCGUAUGUAUGCUUUGUUGAGUCCGAUGAACACAAUGAAGGUCAUAUAAUUACGAAACGUCUAAGCACCAGGUGAGAUUUUCUUGAAGCCCGAUUCGACUGUGAAAUGCUUUGAUUCCUCAAUCUAUUAUUUUGUGUUAAUUCUUAGAAAGCGUAGGUAUGUGUUCUGGAAAGAAUAAGCGAGAAGUUUUGUUUGCAAAUCGUCGAAUCAGCACUGCGUACAGUCUUGUCGCUGUAAUCGCUGUGGUUACAGUUCCUUUACCCAGGCUUUAGGUUUGGCUAAGGACUGGUUACUAAUAAUAGUUCUCGCUACUUUAGAGCGAUACGCCAGACGAUAAGUUUACGUUAAGGAUAUCACUCGCUUCAUAGGUUAAAUUAAAUAAAGCAUUGUUCAUAUUAGAUUGACUCGCUUGCUUUACUUUCAACUGAUUUCAACGGGACCUUUGUUUACAACGCGGAACGUGAACAUUCGAUGUAGAAGGAACUCGGCAAACGCGCUGUCUGUAGAAUUUGCAGCCAAAAGCAUCUUUCCCAUCUCUCAGAGAUUAAAAAGGAUUCACCGAGACGAAUGUACUUCGGCGACCCCCGUCGACGCGGUCUCCCCCGGGGGGGGCACUUUAGGAAUUUCUGGGUGGGGAUGUGCCGCUGGGACCCUGGAACCCUUGACCUAUACCAGAGCUAGUUCUGCUGAAUUUUGCUACCCUAUACUAGAGUAAACUCCCAAAAUCCCCCUAUCCUAGAGUAGCUGUUUCCCCAGUCUAGAUAAAAUCUUCAACCAACUGAUCAGUGUCCUGAAAAAUGAUACCCUAUUCUAGACCCAAACGCUCUGAUUUAUAUACCCUAUCCUACCGUAAACUGCUUGAAAACCAUACCCUUCACAGCGGCACAUACCCAUAUAGCCCAUAUAUGGUAUUACCCCCCCCCCCCGGCGGUCUUCCAACCGUACGUUUCGAUGAAAGUACUGCAGUGAAGCAAACACUCACAGAAACAAAAAGGCUCGAUACCAGACCAAAAUAUCCAAAAAAAUGUAAAGAAAAAUACCAAAAGAACCUGUUUAGACUUUCUUUUAAACCAGAUUUAGCGAACUGUGGAAGAUUAACAAAGAUUGACUCUACACAAUGAAAGCAGCGAUUUUCAACUACGCGAAAUGUUUUUUUCUGGAGUACAGGGCGCGGGAUGCAUCUAGGGUGAACGUGGGCCUUUGAGUAGCUGUGUAGUUUUGUGCUUUAGCUUUCUAUAAUAUUUAUAACACGUAUUUUUAUAUUUGUUAUUUAUUAGCCAUGGCUUCGAUUCCUGAUCACAUUCUACCUUUUAAUGCUUUAGGCGAUUAUAGUUUUAACCUUGCAAUUUACGAACUUCAACGUGGCCCGGUCCGUUAUGAUCCUGAAAGACUUUCCAGCCUAAAUAACGAUCCUUUAUUUUCAAGUCACAAUCUUUCCCUAGCCCGUUCUGACGAUAUACAUCCUAAUGUUAAUUUCGGUACAGACGACGUCCACUGUGAUUUCUACAUUGAAGACAAAUUUAACGAAAUGUUGAGAAAUGAUGAUUUAUGUGAUGAAGAUUUUUCGCUCCUACACCUAAAUAUUCGUAGUCUUCAACGUAAUCUAAACAGCCUUUCUAUUCUUUUGACAUGCUUGAAUAUUAAGUUCUCUUUAAUUGGCGUUUCUGAGACUUUGCCAAGCGAUUAUUCCCAUUCAGUAGACAUAGAUGGUUUCAAUUUUAUCCACAAACAUCGCCCAAAUAGAACUGGUGGUGGUGUUGUAUUAUAUAUCUCGGACAAUCUCGAUUUUAAAAUUCGCGCUGACUUGAGUUUAUCUAUCUAUCUAUCUAUCUAUCUAUCUAUCUAUCUAUCUAUCUAUCUAUCUAUCUAUCUAUCUAUCUAUCUAUCUAUCUGUCUGUCUGUCUGUCUGUCUGUCUGUCUGUCUGUCUGUCUGUCUAGCUAGCUAGCUAGCUAACUAACUAACUAACUAACUAUCUAACUAACUAACUAACUAACUAACUAUCUAUCUACGAUCAACUAUACAGGUACUUAAAUUCAAAUGGCCUGUUGACAAAAAACCAGUCUGGAUUUCGUUCCCUUCACUCUACAGUGACAGCGCUGUUACAUUUAACAAAUAAUUGGUAUCUUAACAUUGACAAAGGCAUGACCAAUUUGAUUGUGCUUCUCGAUCUUGCCAAAGCCUUUGACACCGUUUCACAUAAUAUUUUAUUAAAAAAGCUUGAGCUCUAUGGUCUGAAGGGUGUAACGCUCGACUGGUUUUCAUCGUACCUAUCAAAUAGGCAACAGCAGUGUGUAGUAGAGGGCUGUGUAUCUAAGCCCCAGUUGAUAAGUUGUGGUGUUCCACAGGGUUCAAUUUUAGGCCCUUUGUUGUUUUUAAUUUAUAUCAAUGAUCUCCCUGGAUGUCUUCUCCAUACCAAAGCACACAUGUAUGCCGAUGAUACCACGAUAUAUGCGUCCUCUGUAUCCACUGCUGAACUAUAUGCCAAGGUAAAUAAUGACCUAACUCGCGUUAGGGACUGGCUUCUUGCAAAUAAGUUAAGCUUAAAUGUCACUAAAACGGAGUAUAUGUUCUUAACAACUACCUUCAAAUUAUCUAACUUAGGAAGAGACUUUCCAAUUAAGAUUGGCAACAAUCAUGUUAAACGAGUCCAAACAACAAAAUAUUUAGGAAUUCACUCAGAUGAAAAUCUUAAAUGGAACGAGCAUGUUGACAAACUUUGUUCAAAAGUCAGUCGAUCCAUCAGUGGUCUAAAACAGGCACGUGAUUAUGUACCAUUAGAUGUUCUAAAUACUAUUUUAUCCAGCCUGUGUUCGACUACUGCGACGUUGUUUGAGACAAUUUAGACCAGGGACUUGCCACUAGGAUCCAGAAAUUACAAAAUCGUGCUGCACGCAUAAUAACCUUUCAAGGUUAUGGUGUUCGUUCAGCACAAAUACGAAAACAACUAAACUGGGAAGAGCUUGCCUCGAGGCGUCAAAGGCACUUAAGUCUAUUAAUGUAUGAUACAGUGAAUGGAAAUAUACCUAGUUACUUAAGCGAUCUUUUCUCGAAUGUCUGUGAGAACAACCCUUAUAAUUCUAUGCUAUAUAUUAUAUUAUAUUUUAUUAUAUUUUUAGUGUAGUUGUACAGUAUUUACUUCUGUUUCUAUACGGCUUUCAUGUGAAGAAGUUAUGUAACUUAUGAAAUUACCGUAUUCAAAUAAAAGUGAAUCAAUCAAUCAAUCAAUCAAUCUAUCUAUCUAUCUAUCUAUCUAUCUAUCUAUCUAUCUAUCUAUCUAUCUAUCUAUCUAUCUAUCUAUCUAUCUAUCUAUCUAUCUAUCUAUCUAUCUAUCUAUCUAUCUAUCUAUCUUAUCUAUCUAUCUAUCUAUCUAUCUAUCUAUCUAUCUUAUCUAUCUUAUCUAUCUAUCUUUCUAUCUAUCUAUCUUAUCUAUCUUAUCUAUCUAUCUAUCUAUCUAUCUAUCUAUCUAUCUAAAAUGCAUGCUGCGUACAACUCUAAUCAUUGUACUCUGAGACUGUACGGAGAUAUUAAAAGUAGAUACUAAGCAGCUAUGGAAAAUGUGAUUACUUUCAUGCGAUAUUGAUAUCUUAUAAAACGGUCAACAAAUUCAGCAGGAAUACGCGCGAACUGCAUUUACUGUGUGUUGUAUAACGUUCUGUUCAACUUACACUUUUUUCCUGUGCUGAACAUAUACUGUACCGAGCCGUAUCUUGGUCCGGUACAAAGAAACUAUGUAUAUAUUUAUAUUGACAGAGUCAUAGGCCCCUGAUACCGAUAAAAAUCAUCGUUCAAUUUUUCGAGUGUAGAAUCCCUGAAAGAGUACUCCUCAAUGGAGCAAUAUCAAUAUGUAGAAGGUUUUCAAAGGUUUCACACCGGUUUGAGGCUAAGAUGUGCAGUCUGUCUCUCCUUGCAAUUUUUACUUUUUGAGUAUAUACAUUAUGACAUACAACACUCGUUUUGUAUUCCAAACGAAAAAGUAGUAUAACGGCACCGGGGCCUUUGACAUUAAAACUCAUCUCCAAGCAAGCGAGACUCAACGCUACUAAGAGCGUUCUUGUUCCCGAUCAAAUGAAAAUCGCUCGCGUGACACCUACUUUUAAAUCUGAUGAUCAGUGGCUUUUCACCAACUACCGACCUAUCUCGGUACUUCCCGGCUUUUCAAAAUUCUUUGAAAGAGUUAUCUACAAUCGUUUAAUGCAAUACCUGAUGAAUUUCAACAUCGUCUGUAGUAACCAAUACGGCUUCAGGAAAAAUCAUUCCACGACACUCGCGCUAAUCGACUUGCAUGAUAAGAUUUCCACGACCUCUGACCGAGGUGGAUUUUCCGUAGGUAUUUUUCUUGACCUCUCAAAAGCCUUUGACACUGUAAAUCAUGUCAUCCUUUUUGAUAUUCGUGGCUUAACGCUGGACUGGAUAAGAAUUUACUUUUCAGACAGAAAGCAAUAUGUUGAAUAUAAUGGCCACCGUUCGUUAAGAAACGAAAUCUCUUGUGAGGUCCGUCAGGGUUCCAUCCUCAGACCUCUAUUUUUCUUACUGUACAUUAACGACAUCAACAAUGCUUCUAAUCUAUUAAAUCUGAUAUUGUUCGCUGACGAUACCAAUGUAUUCAUGUCACGUAAAGAUCUGAACUAUCUUUCAGAUAUAUUAAACUUGGAGAUGGACAAACUGUCAAUCUGGUUUAAAGCAAACAAGCUUCCUCUAAAUCUUAAAAAGACUAAAUUUAUGGUCCUUAAAGCAAGACAAAAGCGUUCAAUUUGUAAUAUUCAAAUAAGUAUAGAUGAUCAAAAUAUUGUUAAAGUAAAGGAGACAAGUUUUCUAGGAGUAAUUUUAGAUGAAAACCUAAAUUGGAAGUCGGAAAUAUCACACGUUGCAAAUAAAGUUGCGAAGUCAAUCGGUGCAGCUGCUUUCUUCCUAAAACGUCUCUACGUAUGCUCUACUAUUCCUUAAUUUAUCCUUAUUUUUAUUACUGCCAUAUCGUUUGGGAUUCGACCUAUAAAAGCAAUCUCCGCCGCCUUGUUGUCCUGCAAAAGCGCAUUAUUAGAAUUAUUAAUAAAUCACAUUUCAAUCACAUUUCAUACAGACCCCAUCUUUAAGGGCCUCGCUAUACUAAAAUUUAACGAUGUCGGUUUGCUUCAACUGGGCCAAUUUAUGUAUUCUUGCAAAAAUUCAUUCUUACCUCCAAGGUUUAAUAACAAUUUCUCCCAAAGCAAUCAAUUCAACUCUUACACUACAAGAAAUUCCCAGGCCUACCGUCUACCGUAUUGUCGUACAAACACUAAGAAGUUCUCGCCCUUUUUUCAAGGGCCUAAGUUAUUUAAUUCACUUGUCAACGAGGUCAUCAACUCUCAAUCCCUUUCCUCUUUUAAGAAAAAACUGAAGAUUAAAUUAUUGAGUAAAUCUUUCCAUCUUCUACUUUUCGCCAUCUUUUCUUCAAUUGAUGUUAAACAGUUCCAGCCCGUAGUUCGAGAAGGCCUAACCUCUCAUAAGCUGCUAUAGUUUCUGUUAGGUCUCCUCGCCACUUCUUUUUUUCUUCUUUUCCUAUAUUUUUUGUAAUUAUUAUGUGGCAAGUAAAUAAAAUAAAUGAAAAUAAAUAAAUGUUCCGGCUUGCCUCAUAGAAAACGUGGACACGCAACCUGUGUGCGCGUGUUCAAGCUUAGUGACUAGUGACGAGAGUAAUGGGUGCACAUACGGUACUCGAUGGAAGUAUUGGUUCAUCAGUAUGUUACUAUAUAAAAUCUUAAAACAAAUUAGGCAUCAUUUUGUUGAAGUCUUGUCAGUAAUGUUUUGAAUUUUAUCUGAUAUAGGUAGUUCAUCUAAGGAGCAAGAGUUUAAUGUGACAAUAAAUCCAGAAAGUUGUCGUCCUGAGGUAAGCAAUUUGCAAUGUAUGUCUUCUUCAAAUACAAUAUACUAAAACGCGUAGCUUCCUCUUUCAGAGAUUUUCGGGGACUUUGGAUAUGUUGUGCAGGAUAUGUUAAAAAAAUCGCAGUCAGUAACAAGCUGAUCUUUUUUCCUCCUCAAAUGCUUGGUCAGGUUGUUCAAAGCUGGGUUAAGAAAACCCAUGGUUAAUGCUAAAUUUGAAUUCAGAUAUGAAACAUGUAAUAUUCAAAUCUGCUCAGGUUAAUUCUUUUUGUUUGGAUGCUCUAAAAAGAAUAGAGAAAAUUAUCCGAGAAAAUGUCUGUGAGUUAAAGAAAAAGAAACCCGAAUUAAAAUUUUACCCGGGUUAGCGCUAAUCGACCUACGAUCAACUGGGCCCAGGGCCAUAUCUAAGAAAUGAACUGCGUGCCUGCUUUUUAACGUCAUGUUUCUGUUGGACUUCUUGCGAAGUCGUGGAAGCCAUCGUCAAGUUUUAACAUUGUGAGGAAGAAAUUUACAGUGUGGCACGAAAUUUUUGCGGGUUCUAAUUUUUGCGUUUUGUGCGAUUUUUCCAGCGAUCCGCAAAAAUAAGUUCCCGCAAAUAAAAAUUACCGAAACAUUUUUUCCGCAAAAAUUUACUCCAGAGUAAAUAUUCUCUAGCUUAAAUUCGCAACUGAAAAAUACAGCACUAAGAAACCGUGUCUGUUCAAUCACAACUUGUCUCUUUCAUUCAGAAACAAAACGGUAUACAACGAAAUACUGGUCUGUUGUUUGAAAUUAUGUAUUUCUAUUGCAAGUACUCAAUAAAAACGAAACUAUUAUCAAUGCUGUUUACUGAGUACUUUCUGAAAAUCGUAAAUUAAAAAUUAAUUCCCGGCAAGAAAAACCAAUCUGUCCUAAUCGCAAAAAUUAGUUCCCGCAAAACACAAAAAAUCGCCAAUGUGCAAAAAUGAACUUCCGCAAGAAUUUCGUGCCACACGGUAUCUUCGUUAUAAUUGAGAUUAAAUUCUUUCUGAUACGAACACCGGAAAAGUGACUGUUAUCUUCAGUUUAUUUUAAAAUGUAAAUUGUUUAUCGAAACACCAUUCCAACAACUACAUGUAGAUACCGUGACAAACGUACCGCAGAACAGAGGCGAGACUAAUUGAUUCCCUCUUUUGUAUCAAAAUAUCAACCUUUCCUUGUUUGUGUGUGCACGUUGUGCAUUCCUAGACGAGUCAACAACUAACAACUGUCCUGUUCUCUAAAUCCAGGGUGGGAAAUGCUUUUGGCUAGAAUUUGAUAAAAGCCUUCCCUCUUCAGUAACUUCAGCGUGGGCUGCUUUUGGACCCUACGGUCGAGUAAAAAUCCGGACUUAUGAUGAAGAUUGUACCAUGUUUGGAAAGAAAAUACCUCGUAAGUAAUUCCCUCUUUUAAGACAUUUCAGUAACAAUCUUUUUUAUUUGUCAGUUCAUAGCUGCGCGUAAUUAAUGCUGGAUUCUCUUAAAGUGCGUGCAAUUUGUACAGUUAUUUUUUGUUUAUUAAUCCUUAGCCCCUCCGCAAACGCCUUUAGAGGCAAAUAUGAUUAAAUAUUUUCCAUCAUUUAUAUUGUGUUAAAUUUUCGCAACGUAAAUCCAUUCACUAAUUCUCUGUAUUUUCCUCCCUCUUCCUGUUUUUCGGUAUUCCUUUUCCAAACUCGUUCCCAGGUUCUCAGGGCGGGUAGGAGAGAACCCUGGGAACGAGGUUGUUCCUUCUCCUGUUCUGGCAUGAUUUUCCUGUUUAUCGGACCCAAACUACCUUGGCGCGUUAUGGCGUCAUUCCGGUCAAAACUCUGAAGGCGGUAUAAUUUUCGGUAAGGAAUGCCUUUCUUCAUGUCCAGUUAGAUGUUUCCAACGAAUUCUUUGAGUGUCAUAUUGUCAUUACAUACUUGAAAAUGGCUUUUCGAUUCAGACCCUUUCCAACCCAGUCGGCCAAGUUCUUGUUUUUUAUUCUCCCAGUGAAUUUUCAAAAAGUUGCCAUAGUACGGAAAAUUCACUUUUGAUUAAUCAGUUCCAAUACUUCUUUCCAAGGUAGCCAUUCAGUAGAAAAACUUAGAUUGCCACGUAUGUUCCUUUCUUUCUUUUUCCACGCUUUUCUUUCUCAGCUUUGAAGCAAUGUUCAGGCUUUUUGGAAUUUUGGCCAGUCGCGGGAAAUGGCUCAAUUUUUCGAGAAAUGUAUGUAAACAAAAACGCUAGCCGGGUGUGCUUUCCAUAAAAAUCGCGUCAUGUUUUGCUUAUGACCUAACACCUCUUUGUCUUCAUUUAGCUGGACGACCUGGACUCGUUACUGUAACAGUUACUACAGAGAGUGGAGAAUGUUUAGGAGAGACAGUCUUCACGUACAAGAAUCCAAAGAAAAAAAGAAACAACCAAGGACUUUCCAAUAAAAGAAAGGUUGACGAACUUUCUGCUAUCGUUAAAGAUUUCGCGAAGAAGCUUAAACAGUUUCAACAAGGCGACGACGGCGAGGAAAGUCUGAAAUCAGCUUUUCAACAAGGUAACUAAAAAGAAUUACGAGAGAGUUAAAAUAUCUUUUCUUUUAUAAAUUAACGUAGAAGAAUAAGGAAAACAGGUUUGUUCGGUUAUAUUUAGUGCUGCGAUUUUUUGACUUAUGUCCAGAAAUGCACAUAGUGCGGGUACCUGUGAUAUUACAAGACAUUUAUUUGCAAUUUCCAUAUUACUUCAGGCCAAGAGCUUAGAUCGUUCUCUCUUGUUCAGGCUAAGGGACACCUUGUGAUCUCCACUUUAAAAAGCAUGCAUGAGUCUUUGAGGAUAAGAUCGAUUUUACAAGAGUUCAAGAAAGUUAGUUCCAUUCUCUGCUAAAGGUUUAAAAAUAUAGUAUUUUAUUCAUUUAUCUUUUGAAUACUAUAGCAAACAAUCUGAAACUGAAUUAGGUGUCGCUCAUUUCCCGUUCGUUGAAAAAUACUACAAGCAUGAUGUGCUUGAAGGGGAUCCUUCGAAUUUUCGUCGAGUUUUGACGUCAGUCUUCCUGACGCAAUUUUUGACCUACCUUUGCAAACGGAACAAAGACUUGCACAGCUCAGUUUGUUAUUGCGCGGCCUUCAAUGUCAGAGUUCCCGAGUUCUAUUGGCGGGUUUGAUCUCCAUCCUUGUUUCGACUUCUGAUGGAGAGAGGGGGGUAAAAUGAGCGCACUGUCGGCUUUGGGUUAGUAGUUAGAUAACGACUAUUUCAAGCUGUGGACGUAAAUUAAGGACCCUUUAUCCUUUGCCCUUUAUAUUACCCGCUCAGUUUGGAAAAAACUUCGAGACCUACGUUGUAGGUAAUAAAACAGAAAUUAUACCAAGCCUUUUUUAAUGUUAAAAGCGCGAGAUUUUUGUGUUUUUGUUUUUGAGAUUUUUUUACAUUUUACAUCGAUUUUACACGAAAAUCGAUCAAAUUCAAGUUGUCGAUAGGUGACAGCAUAGAAAAUAUGGCCACAUAUUCGGUGGUCGUGCAAAAUGUUUAAGCAACACUCCAUCGGGGUUUACUUCCAUUGUGGAAGGUGCGUGGCAGUGGAGCCUUGUACCCAUUUCCCUCAACAUGAUUAUGCCUAUAGCUUUUUCUUGUGUCUGUGCUUGGGUUAUAACUUUUGAAAUAAUGUUUCUGUUGGUGUAGUUUUAUGUUAGCUUUCUUCUCCAGACUACGAGGUCAAAGAAUUAAGAGUUACACUAUGUCACUAAUCCCAAUCCUAACUAGUUUUGCUUAGUAUUUAAAUCGUCGUUUUGAUAGGUGUUUGUAGAUAUGUAGUUGAAGGCGAAUUUAGGAAAACAAGUGAAAGGAGAAAUUAUUAAAUGGAAAUAGCAACGUAUUCUUGUUUUUACCGCAACACUCAGUUUGGAUAUAGAUUAAAGGAAAAUAGUUUUAGCGUUGUUACAUAUUUAACAAUUAUUCUUUGAAAUCGAGGUGAAUAGUGGAUAUAUAUAUUUACUGAGCCGCGAAAACGGCGAGGUAAAUAUUCCCAUAGCCACUAUUCACCGAGAUUGAAAAGAAUAAUUGUUUUAGUAUAUACACACAAAGUGAUCUCAACAAAAUCAGAGAGGAAACCAUUAAAAGGUACGAUUUGAUUGACGGAUCAAACCACGCGUAUGUUUAAAAAUAGAUCUUUGCAGAAUUUUCAAACAUGGCAAUUCUCAAGUUUAUCACUUCGCAAACAACAGCGUAAUGGCUUAAAUGGAACCGCCGUUAAAAGUUUGAAUUGUUCCCUUACCUAAGAAGAAAAGUAGGGCUUUGUUGUUUUCUGUUGACUCGCCAAGUUCAUAGCCAAAAAGGUUUGUUAUGUCGUUCUUCGUAUGAAGUGCUGACAAAAAUGGCGGCUCGGUUUCUCGAGGUAAGACGUCGUCUUCCUAUAGCAUUCUUUCUCCUAUUUACUUGAAACGUAGAAUUUCUGAAAACAUUUGCUUUCAAAUUUAUUUUUCAUAAAUAAACUUCGAUUUUUGAGCCAAAUGUUUCUUGUUAGGAAACGGUGAGUUCACGAAACGGCCUCUUCUACGCGAAUAAACGGGAGUUGUAAACAAUCCAUCGAGCACAAAACUCAGCUACAGUAAAUGGAAAAACGCCGUUUUGAAUCCUUUGAAGUCUUUUCUUGCCUUGUCGACUUUUAAAAGAUCAUUCUCUUAAAAAAAUGGGGAAAGAACCGAGCUCACACAUUAUCCACUCGCUAGGAGGUGAAUAUUUUUUGGAUAGUCCGAGAUAGUGAACCAAUCAGAUUGCUUAAAUCACCAAGAUCAUCGGGUGUGUAUAUAAUAGAAAUUGAUAAGACUGGUAGAAUAUCGUGUUAGUACAUACAAACGUAGUAUGGAAGUGUUGUGUAUAUCUAGCGGCGAAAGGAAACAUGCUGAUGUAUUAUUCACAAAGCUGCCUUUUUGGUAAUUGUUUUAUAGGACCUUUAGAUCAAGAAAAACAACUCGAUCCAGACCGCAUUUUGAAACCGUUGGUUUACGCAGCAGCAGAAGCCGGUGCCAUGGGACUCAUUGAAACGAUCUUUAGUUUGCCAGCUGGAAGAGUUGUCUUUGAGGCCUACAAAGGAGAUUCUUCUUUACCAGAAGACAUCGCAGAGGAAAAUGGUUACGGAAAGGUUGCAGCAUAUCUCCGAGACAUAACAAAAAGGUUAGCUGAGGAUUUAUGUACGAUUCAAUCCCUUAUAGCUUCGGUUUUCUGGGCCUGGAUAAACAUAAAUGCUACUUUAGGUCUGCCUGACAAUAUGUAAUGAAAAUGCAAAAAUGGCCAUUUUUUAAAAAAAAUACUUGAUUGAUUUUAAUUUUUACAUAUUACUUUACACAAAACAAAAUACAUUUUUUUUUACCUUUCAUUGCCGAAAACGUGAGCAAAAGCAAAACAGAUCUGAGGAACAAUUUCUUUCUAUGUUCUCAAUAAAUAACUUGAACAGAUAUGUUAAAAAAGGGACUAGGAUUUCUUUUAAGUCUCCUACAGUAAUUCGUAUUCUGCAGGAAAACGACCGACUAAACGAGCCCUUAUGGGGUGAGGAUGAGAAUAAACUUGCCAUACUUUGGCAAGUUUAUUCUCAUCCUUACGAUUUAAGAAAGAAUUAAGCGGUAGCUGUCUCUUACGGUAACAGACAGCUACCGCUUAAAUGUGUUGUUCUUGUUUGUUGAGUUCCAAAUGUGUGAAGUGGACUUUUUUGUGUCAGGUAUUCAGAAGAGCAAAGCACCAGCCCAGAUCAGUCAACGAUUGAUUGGCUUGAACUGACAAACGCUUUUGAGGAACUUGAACUAAAUCAGUCUGGUAAGUUACAGGCUGUCGUUUCAUUUUCCAAACAGAUUGCUUACCGUUGCUAGCAUCUGAACCGCGUAUUUUUCUCUCUUAUAAUUUAUCUUCUCAAUAAUCGUUUGAUAACUGAUUAAGUCGAUCUUAUCUAAAAGAACGGCCCUCAUCUAAGUCGGAUAUUAAGACAUCCCUAUUGCUCAAAGCCGAGCGGAAGAGAGACAUUUUCAGAAGAAAUUUAAUUAGUUGUCGAAGAACUCGUGUUAGGUGGGUGAGGCCGUGUUUUUGGAGUGCCCAGUAAACAUUAGGCGCUUGAUGAACGACUAAUCGAUCAAUCUCUUUACAACGGCAAUCUUGGGGACAGAGGCAUGGGGCCGUUGGAGAAAGGUGGCUGUUAUGGGAAGGGAAGGAUGUAUUUUAGGACGGUGAGGGUUUUGAAGAAUGCUUAUUAUAGCAUGUUAAUACGAAGAAGUAUGAAACUGACUAUAUCAAUAAACCAGAAACUCGGAUUCAAAGAAAAAUGUUUGCAAAACAAUGUGAUUUAGGGUAAGGAGUACAUUUGUUUGUACAGCGUUUGCUUUUAAAUGGCCGUUCAGGAGAGGUUAUUGGGGACCCCACGAAUCUACCACUGCGACAGUGACGGUAAUGGGAACGCGUAAAACACAACAGGGACUGAGGUUUAAGAUACGUAAAAGCGGGUUCUGAAGCAGAUUUGUUACUUUGAUAAACACCCGCAAGCUUGAAAGCGCGAGUUACCGCUGACCAAGGACACAAGGAGGAGUGAGCAAUCUUAGGAACUAGAACUAGGAGGGUGCGAUCUCGGUAUUGGAUCGUUUUAGACCAACUAACAACAAGAAAGAUGCCCCACAGGAACAAUCGAACAUCGCAUUUUCGCAAUUGGCGCUUGGUAUCAGAUUCCGUGAUGGAAAGUGGCAGUAAGUUUGACUUGCGGUAGAAGGAGAAAAAUGCUACCAAACAUGCUACCCAAAAGGUGGCGUCAAACGAGGAAUCAAGAUGUAAAUGGUAUUGCAUUUUGUGAAGAACAUCCGGUGUAAUAGGUAGCUUUUGCGUCACACGUUCUCCAUUAAUUCGCUUUAUGCCUCUCAUGAGGGGAGUUUUCUGAUGCUUGAAUAAGGGGUCUUCAAGAGGGUUAGGGUAGCCAUACUGCAGGUUUAAAAGACGAACAACGUUGAGAUAAUUGAAAAUGCUGCUAGUAGAGAGUGUUCCGGCGAGGAAGACAAUGUAACAGAGGAGGUGGAUAGCGAGGCAGGGAACUGGAGUAUAGCCGAAGAAGAGACAGAGGCGAAGGUAUGCUCGUAGCUGCGACUUAUAACUUGAUGCUGUGGAUUUGGCAAAGGCAUGGCUGCGGUUCAUUCUCAGUUCUUCCUGUAGUAGCUGCUCCUGAGUAUGGACUGCACCUGUCAUAGAAGAGAAGAGAAAGCUGACAGUGAAACCUAAGCUUGGCGGUCGAACGCUAGAAGACGGUUGUGGAAAAGGUCCUGUAGCAUUCUGCAGAGUGUAGGGUCAUGAAGGCGUGUGAUGGCGUAGGCAACGGUGUUAGCCUUUGAAGGGAUGUAACGCGCGGUGAUUCGAAAAUUUUUAGUAGAAGAGAGCCAAACUGUGGAGCGCAACCAUUGCAUAACUUGGGGGUUGCGACUUUUGCCUUUGUUUAAUGCGCUGAUAGUCGUUUGGUUAUCAGUGUGGACAACAAUCCACAGGUUUCUUUGAGGUUGAUAUGCGCGUCUGUUAGAUCGGGAUGGUCAGUAGCCCAGUUGGUGUAAACCCAAUCUCCCUGAAAGAACCCUCCUCCUCCGAUAGGAGGAUAGGAUACGAGCAAGAGAAUUCUUCCAAAGCGGUUGGUGUUUAAUCAACAAAGAACGCUUUGCCAUUAAAGACACUUAGAAAACUUGCCCACCAUGAUAAAUCGGCUGUCAGGGACGUGUUAAUGUGCACGUGGUGAUGUGGUCGCGACAAAGUGUUCGUGAUGUCGAUUAUUCGCCGCAGGAAUGUCCGGCCUCCGAAAACUACACGUGCCGCAAACUAAGUGUUUUCGUUACAAGAAAAGCUUACAAUCCUGUUCAACGCGUCAGCUGGCUAGAAUCGCAUAAUGACUCACACCUUGAAACUUAUUGUGUUUAUUUAAGCCCGCUCAAUUUGUCAUGUGUGGGCGACUUUACCUGGAGGAGUUGAAUUCCUAAUAACGGUAUCCAGAUUCGAAAAUAGAAUGGAGAGCCGCCGUCCUGUGUUCAAGUCUUCCAUAAAACGUCGCAUUAGGAAUUUUCAACGUUGUAGUCGUGCAGUGGACGUAAAAGAAAUGCACUGAAAAGGGUGAUGCACGUGCAGAGCUGUUGUUUUGCCCAUAAUACCUAUUGGGCCAGUUAUUUAAACCAGCCAGUAUUUCACAAAACGUCGUUCUAAGCCAUUUACAGUUUGCCCAACUCUUUUAUCUAAACCCCGUUUAUUAUGAACAGUUUCUUACUAAUCAUCUAGUGUAGAAAGGCUUUUAUCUUCUUAAAAUUACCCACUUGGGAAUAGAUCUGAAGUGUCUAUGAUUUCUUAAACCGCGUCUAAGUUGGACUUGUUUAAAUAACCGACCAAUUUUUUUUUAACGUAGUGUAGUUGCCUUCCUCAUCGAGGUUGCUUAAGCUCUCUAUUUUGGCAGCUGGGACGCAAUUUAGUGAUCGUUGUCGGUGUGGAGUGGUGGUCAUUAUAGAGAGUUGACAAACAGAUGUGUCUUAUGUAGACAGGUGGCCGUAAGUAGUAGAAGUUUGACUGUAGGAGUCAGAACUAUUGCAUGUGCCCAAAUGUUCUCGAACGCGACAUGAGUUCAACCUUAUUACAACCAUUCUUUUAAAAAGCAGCCACAGAUACCAAUUUAACUUGGUUGGCAUGUUUCUUCUCGUCAGUGAUAGAACCUUCCUCUGACAAGGAAUUCAAUCAAAUUGGGGAAGACGAUAUCACGGAAACAGGAUACUCCGCUGAUGGUGAAACGUUAUCUUCUGAUUCAGAGAAAGGAAUUUCUGAUUCUGACGAUGGUUUGAAUAAGAUAGGCACCUGCAAAGGUAAGGAAAAAUAAUUGCUCAACUAGAAGAACCUUGAAAAAAAUGUAGGCUUCAGUAUAUUUUGUUCACUUCAUCUGUCUAUCAUUAUGUUUACUUAGCGAUACAUGUGUUUAAGUAUGAAGUUAUUUAGUAAUACCAAAUGUAUUGUAUCUUUCAAACAAAUAAUAACUUUCAAGUCCUUAUCGGGAAUCUAAGCCUUGACCGUCUUACGGAUGGAAGGCUCAAUCACUGAGCUUAUAGAGAGAUCGUGAAAAGCAAGGUCUGUAAUUUUUCUGAUUCUUUUAAUGUUGUAACUUCUAACUCAUUGGCAAUUUUUGCGCGUGUUGCAAAAUCAGGGGAGAGGUAUUGAUAAAACGGACCCGUCGAUAUUUGCCGUUCAGUUUUUCGAUGUUAAAACAAAAAUCUACGUUUGUAUUUGUAAAUCAAUUUUUUGAUCGCAAGAAUACUUGUUUUCCUUGAAUCCUGCGAUAGUGAAUCUGGGCAGCUUGUCGCAAAUGCUAAAACGCAAAAACAAACAAACACAGACACAAGUGUUUUCCAGCCGUAAUCCUCAACAAACUGCAAGCAGUUCUGUCUACAUGAAGUCCUAUGAAAAUUACAAUGCUUGUAUCUAAUACGGAGUACCUAAGUUCCGAGUUUUAUUGCAUUUUUGAACGUAAAUUGGCAAAUUAAAACAAAAGUAUUGUCCAAGGAGAAUUAGCAGUUUUGGGGGGCAGCAAAAGUGGGCAACAAACAAAUUAAUAAAUGGGUCAGGAAUAAAAUGCGCGGGAAACUAUUGUUUCUCAAACCUGAAUUGAAAAGACACCAUAAGUGGGCGGGGAACAAAAGAAAAAACAAAGCAUGUUUAGGCAAGUACUAUAAAGUUUAGAAAAAAUGUUUUUCUUAUAAUUUUUAACUUGUACGCUGUAAUGUAAGAUUAACAAUCUUGUUGGCCCUUGUCUUUGGUAUGAAAAUAAAAUUGGCCAUAAAAGGCUCUCAUUUUGCCUCCUCCUAUUGUUAUUAUAUCUAUGGCACUUGGACACCCUUUCAUAAGCACUCUUAAACGGAGUGGCAUGUCCCUGAAACAGUAGACGGCUUUUAGAUGUCGAGGUUGUUCAAAUUGAGAAACCACUUAUUAGAACGCGGUUAUGUUGAACACGCGAGACUCAAGCCUUUUUAAUAUAACGGGUAAAAUUCAUGUUAAAAUAAGACAUUAGGCAUAAUUUCAAAUACCUUUAAUGAAAGGAAGCACAACAAAGUUUAAGAAACCUAACAUGCCGUACUGUCAGUCAAAUUAGGUUUAGUCCUCAUUUUCUGGAAUGGCUUGGUUGACCAACAACAGUAACAACAAUCAAGCUUUAUUCACGGUGUCACUUCAUUAAAAGUGCUCUUUCAGUGAGCCGUUCACGUAACAAAUUUUAAGAGAAACUACGCUAAAGUAUAUAUAUAUAAGUCAGGGCAGAAUUGAAAGAGUUGAGAUUUAUCUUAUCUUUUAGCUCUUUUUCUAGGCCAUUCCACGACUGCCCCCAUAUAGCUUAAAGCCCGCUUAGCACCUUCAGUACGAGGCCUAGGUACAAAAAAAUUGUUCAAGGCGCCUCGUACGUUGUUGGAAUGAACCCGGGAAGUUGGUUUAAACACGUUCGUUAAUCUCUCGAUGUAAAGGUUAUUCAGAGAUUUAAAAACACUUAUUGCAAGCUGCUUAGAGCGUCUUUGCUCAAGGGUAUCUCAUCCUAAGUCUUGGAGAAUAUCCGCAAAUCUUCUAUUUGCGGCCCGCACAGGGCGCGCAGCUACCUUUUUUUGUCUUAAGCUUCUGAGAACUCGAUUUGUUGGUAGAUUUUCCUAUAAACUUGCACACCGCUUACUAUGAUUAAUCAUUACCAUUUGAAACUUAUUUGACCAAAUUUUAACAGACGGGUUUUUGGGUAAUCAAUAAUAUAAUUGUACUGUAAUUAUUAAAUGUGUCACAAAAUUCGUCCGUUCAACUUCAUUUUAAAGUUCUCAUUAUUAAAAAUGCGAUAAAAGUAAAAAUUCUGUCAAAUAUCACAAAAUUUUAAUAAGUAGAUUUCGAGUUAUCGUCUUCUGUGUACCAUUGAUUUUUUCGCCGCCAUGUUUGUUUGUCUAAUUUAAAACACGCCCUACCGCUGACCGCUCGCAAAACUGUGUUCAGCCACCUUCACCAGCGGACGUUUUUGAGGUCACAAAGGUCAGAAAAGUUGGGCCUGGUCUGGAUCGAGAACGGCACGAAAUUCGAAGCUUAAGCAAUGAAUGGUUUUUGGUAUAACGCGAGUCAAUUCGAAAUGAGAAAGAUCUUUGUCGCUGAAGGUGACUCGUACUUUUUCUUUGUCCCAUUCUCAUAUGAACAUUUCAUCUUUCACCUUUAUUCUCCGAGCUUGAAAUACCAUCUUGUAGUAUUUGAUUGUGUACACACAAAUAGAACGAAUGAAAAUUAUAGUACAUGAUAGCAAAGUUAGCGGUCCUUUUUAUUUGCAGUUUCGUAAGUACAAUGAGAUUUAGUUUGCUAUUCCUUUUUAAAGUCGACUGCGCUCAAUAUAACAGGCGUUUAACACGCAGUAGCUACAAAAACGUUUGUUGGAUAAAUAUGCAAUCAACGCGAUGCACAAAAACACGCAGUCAUAACAUUUUAAUUCUAUACUUUUCCUUGUAAAGAAAUUAAUAAUUCAUGCAGUCGUAAUUAUCGGCCCUUAAAGUUACAGCAAGAUAAUACUCUUCUAAGUAAGAUGUAAGGUCACUUGAUGAUGAUCGUACGGACGAGAAAUCGAUUAAAUCUUACGUAAAUCUUGCCAUCGUCAAAUUCUACAACCCACUGGAGAUAGCUGGUUUAACCUGUCGAGUUCCAAGAAAGAGUUAUAGACUGUUUACCUGAUGUUUACACCUUUGAAAACAUAAAAUGGAUCGCAAAAAGGUUUUCCCUUUCUUUUAGGCCAGCAUUGUAAAUUGUAAAUAUCUUAUUAUCCACUCCCCAUAGGGCUUUUCAGGGAUAAUUUACAACACUGGUUGGGGGACUUUGCCAGACUGCUUAAGGUGCAGUUUACAUGUACUGAAGGAAUGAGUGAUGAUGCCCCCAUACAUGAGUGUGAAAAUGAGAUAGACCACUACACCGUGCACUAUGUGCCCUACUCUUUACGAAGAGUGUGUGGGUUCUUUAACGUCCCACAGAUUUAUUACAUGUGCAAGGGCUUGUUAGACGGGGCCUACGGUUUAUCGUCCUUAUCCGAGAAGACUAGAAAGUCUAACCAUUUGCAGAUGUUAUUACAAAGGCAGCACUUUCCCCUCAGUUAUUUAAAGACCCUGAGUGUUGGUCCGGCCGGGGUUUGAACCUACGGCCUCCCGCUCAGCAGACCGGCGCUCUCCCAACUGUUAGCAUUCUUUCUAUGGCUAAUAUUUACGCUGUUUACUGCGCAGUAAAAUUAGUGCUGCUCAGAAAAGGGAGGGUAAUGUGUGAUAUUUUCAAAGAAACUGAUUUAUUUUUGAAGUGAAGAUACUUAAGGAAGUCAGGUUUUCAGAAAGUUUAUUAAUUCUUCUUAAAAUUCGAUUUGUUUGGAAUAACGGAGGCCAGAAACAGUCACGAAGUAUUGAUGUUAGGUGCCCAGUAUCCGGACAGUUUUUUCCUUGCUGUACAGAAUCGAUGAUUUAGCUGUGCACAUUAUCCGGAUAAGAUUUAUUUCAUAUCAGUAACUAUAAUUAAAGCGUAGGAUAUAUGAUAUAGUCGUAAAAUGUAAUUCUACUCAACUCCCUAUGGAAAUUUUCUUCACUCAUUCAGAGGCGACGUGAUUUCGUGUGCACGGCUUGUUUCGCGUGACUGCAUUUUCUAUGUAUAACCGAAAGCAUCUGAGUUGAACCUGGAAUUCUCAUACUUUCCCCAGUUGUGACUGCUAGAAUGGGAUUGCAACGGUCUGAAAAAUGUCCCAAAGGGAUUGAGAGAUGUGAAAGAAGGAGGAAUUAGUGCCAGAAAAGCAGGCUUAUUGUGGGGACUGAGCAUGAAGAAAUCAACACUGCAGGUCAGACUAAAUAGGUGAGUGACCUUUGACCGUCAGAUUGAGGUCCCUUCCCCAAGCUUUUUUUUAAAUAAGAAAUGAAGAAAAAAAGUCGUUUGCAGAUUGGCUAAUUGAGCUUACAAACUGCGGCUUCGGUAUGUCCAAAUCAGUGAAAAAGUUCCUAGACAAGGAAGUAAGAAUUAUACGACUUUUAAAACAGCCGCUCGCGUUCCCCACCAUACUCCGGUCAUUUGUUAUGUUUUAUUUCACGAUGCUAGGUUAUAUUUUUGGAAUCGAUUGCCAGACUACUUUGCAAGUGCAAGAGAAGCUUAUAAGUCGCUUGCCCGUCGAAAUUUAUGUACAGUUACGUUGUUAUUGUUGUGUCCGGAUACUGGGCCAGCUGUCCGGAUACUGGGCAACAUAGGAGCUCUGCAAAAAUAUUAAUUUCGCGAUGGAAACCAAGGCAAAAAAGUUAAACUGUCUUUCGUCAUACUAAGAACUAAAUAGAUUUUCUCUAGGCCAAAUUUCAGAGCUCUUGCGAUUAAGAAAGGAAAGUUAUUGCAAUCUUAAACUGAAGUGUCCGGAUACUAGGCAACAUACUGUAGCAUGAUUUGUACGUGAUAUUUGGCAUAAAUACCACUUGUGAUAUUUCAAAAUCGUCUCAAAUUUCACUGGCCUAACGGCUCGUGAAAUUACGUAUAACAAUUUUGAAAUAUCACUCGUGGUAUUUAUGCCAAAUAUCACGACAAAUCAUGCUAUUACCUAUACAUAUUUCCCUGUUACUUUUAUCGUAACGUGAAAUCUGCAUAAUUGUCAACAUCGAUUUUUCUCUAAACAGCACGAGAGAAAAACGUUGAAAAAAGCAAUUUUUUUGCGGUUUCAAGUUGGUGUCAAAUAAAGAAACCUGAUUGGCUCUCUUGCCUGGGGUAUCGAAAAACCCUAGCGAUUUACCAUGUUUAAUAUCAUGGGCGUAACCACGGAUAUUUCCCUUGGUAAAUUUAUCUCGGGAAAGUCUGGUCACACGCACCACGCCAAUUUCCCGCGGUAAAAGGGUCAUUUACCAAGGUAUAAGUUUCCUGUGUAACCGCACCUAUAGUUUGUAGUGUAGUAGUAUGAAGUGGGAGGGGAGGGCCGGGUAUGAAUGACAUCAGCUAAUUGCUGUCUUGGUAUCAGUUUAGGUGUGUAGUAUAUCUUAUGUUUUCGUCUCAUCCUUAUCAGUGUAAUGCGUAUUUGAUCAUAUUCUAAUGUUGAAAUGCGAAAUAGAGACAUUACCACGAUUACGUUUUGUCACUUGUUAGGAAUGAAAGGUUCAAGCGAUGUUUCAUCAAUAGAUGUCUUUUUAAUUUUAGUUAGAUUUUCAAUUAACAUGUUAUAUUUUGUGUAUAGUAUUCUGCUAUUAUUGACUCACACGUAUGCUUGUGGGUGUUAUUUUCAAUAAAGACGUCAUCAUCGUAAAUAAUAAUAAUAAAUAAUAAUAAUAUUAUUAUUAUCAUUAUUAUUAUUAUUAUUUAAAUCAAAAUUCUUUUAUCGAUAACAAAGCUAACUAUAAAAUCCUAUUUACAAUUAAUUUCACUUAAAAAACCAUUCAGUCAAAGCACUAUUUACAGUUCCUUUCGAUUCAAAAAAGGACACCCAAUUUCGAUUGAAAAAACUCAUUCCAUUAAAAUUAUGAUAUAUAUUCGAAAAAAAAAUCAAUUAAAAAACGGUUCAUCUCAACUUAACUAAAUUAGCGAGCUCCCGCCAUUUAAAAUCACACACGCUUAUUAUCAUUAUUAUUAUAAUUAAUUCCGAGCGUAGCGACUUUAUAAUCUCGUCGCUCGCGAAGCGCGCGCACAGUCUGCUAACCGCGAGUGGGCUUAGCCAGCUUCAAAAUUCGAUGCCCCAUAAAUCUAUGAUUAUAUUCUUGGUGUCCGCCAAUGACGUCAUGUAGCGUUUCGUCAUGGAGCAUUUUGCGUUUCCAGGCAACAUAGACUUUGCCGCCGAUGACUAGGGUGCAUUUCAUGUAUUAUUCAUGAAAGGCUGUUGUGUUUAUUCAUCUUCUGUGAAACAUUGUUUACCCCUGAUGUUUACAAUCAGUGAAUCACGAACAAUUUCCCAUGCUAAUGACAGAGAGCUGCAAGCACAGCAAGUGGCUGCAAAUCCUCGCCGAGGAAGAUUUUCCAUUGAAACUCCUCUGGAGAACGCCGAUUAAAAUUCAUCGACGAGCGGAUCGAAGAAGACAACCGCUAAGCAGAGAGAACAUCGCUUAGCACAGCGAAGGCAACGUCGUCAACACAGCGGCCACAAACGUGUACAGAAGCAGCGACAAAAUACUAUAAUUAUACUGUAAACGAAACGAAACCGAUGAAGAGAGGGAAUACCGACUGCCGACGCUUCAAAAAAGCGACGAGACUGGAUCAGGCAACGCUUAAAGUUUAUAGUCAAAAUUAUCUUCUUCGAUGCAGCGAUAUAGGCAGCAAGAAUAAUAUGUACGUCAAGAGUAUCUUUCCAACGGACUUGGGACAGCCGAUCAGCCUUUACACCAUGAGCAACAAUGGGUUUGACAUAAGCUUUAUUUUACAAUGAACAGUUUAGAACACCGAUAAUGUGUGACAUGUUUAGGGAAGCGUUACAUUUGUAAACAAAAUCCUUGCUGAACAAAAUUUUCGUUUACAAUUUUCAUUACAUUUACUUCCCCAAAACCAUCCCAAGUAAAAUAUAUUUUCAAUGUAUAGCAGCGUUAUACAUAAGCUGUGUCUUUUAAGUGAAGCAUAGCAAAAAUUUAUUAUUGCUGGCCUCCUAUUUUUCGAUCCUAUUUAAGAUUCGAAAAGAACAUCUGAUUUCGGAUCUCCUCACAAUAUUAGUGUGUGACAUGUGUUACCAUGCCAGGAAAAUUAAUCAUUCCCCGUAAGUCAAGUCAGGGAAUCUCAGAAUAAGUCAGAGAAAAUGUAACUGUUUCAAAGAAGCCAGAGGGAGGUGACAUAUUCCUGCAUAUUCACCGAAGUUAAGCAUGUUCCAUUUGCAGAAUAUUGUAUCAAGAAAUCAAACGACAAGCAGAUAUAGGGUUUCUCAGGAGAUCGAUCCAUUCUUCACUUUACAUUUACGAUAAAUUUAUGUAUUAAAUAGGUGGACAGUAUGGCUGUGAUGGGAGUUUGGGCAUUUAUUUUGUGUACCAGACACAGAUGACAUAAAACAAAAGAACAAGUAACCAUGAAAACAUACCCAGCAGAUUUUCCCAGAACAGAAAACAAAGAAGUCUUUUGUUUUACAUUAUCUGUUUCCAGUACACGAAGUUUUGACUGGAAUUUGGAACCAUUAAUAUCUGGACAAAUUGUCAAUUCAUUUGGUCAGGGAAAGUGUACAUUUGACUGUCAGUCUGGGAAUUUAAAAAACUAUGCCUCUGGCAACCAUGUCUCAACAAGCUCAUGCCUGUUGAGAAUUGAAAUACUGAUCACCUUCAGCAUUACUUGUAUGUGGACAUUUCAUACAAAUUCACUCUUGCACGAGUAUUUGUUUCUCAUGCAUGUACAUAAAGAACUAUAAACACUUUCAUAAAUGAUUGGUAUUUUUUACAGUGAUAAUUGGUCGUAUACAUUACUGCAACAGCCUUCUAUUUGGUUUACCCUCUGUUCAUCUACUUAAACUGCAACGCUUACAGAAUGCAGCUGCUCGGCUUAUAUCUAAUGUCCCUUGCUACAGUCACAUAACACCAGUACUAUGUUCGUUACAUUGGCUUCCUGUCAAAUUUCGUAUUGAUUUUAAAAUACUUCUUUUUACUUUUAAAGCUAUCUACGGUCACCCGCCUGGUUACUUGAUCGAUUUGAUUGCUAUUAAAGAACAGCCGCGCUAUAAUCUUCGUUCAGCUAGCGGUCUUAUCUUAAAGUAUUCUAGUCUAAAACUGAAAAAGACUUUAGGGGAUCGUGCUUUUUCAUCUGCUGCCCCUAAUUUAUGGAACAAUCUGCCCCUUCACAUCCGUCUUGAGGACAAUUUUGAACGUUUUAAAUCUUUACUUAAAACGUAUCUUUUUAGACUAGCUUUUGACAUGUAAUUUUUUAACCUACUAUGUAAUAUAUUUAGUGUUUUUUAUCUUUAUUUAAUUUUUAGCGUUCUUUGUUCUUAGCCUUAAUUAUUUUGCUCAUUUGAGCUUUUAUUUUCUUUUAACAUUUACGUGUUGUCACGUGCUUUUGAUCAUAUUUGCAUGGAAAAGGCGCGCGCGUUAUGAAUUUUUAAUUAUUAUUAUUAUUAUUAUUAUAAUUCAGUGCUAAUGAGGGUACCGGAUAUUCAAUAAUCAUGAGUCAUGAUCACUUUCGUAGUUCUCCCCAACUGCAUCCUUAAUCAGGGGCGGAUCCAGGAUUUUUUUUAGAAGGGGUUGCACUCGUCUCUUGCUCUACUUCAACUCCAAUAAACCACAUAGUUUUUUUUUUUGGCAGAAUACCAGUUGUAUUAGAAAACCGCAGGUCAUCUCAGGGGGGGCACCCCAUGCACCCUCCCCCUAGAUCCGCCCCUGUUAAUGACAUAGCCUGGGACCAGGCUCCGCAGUUGGGAAAACAGGAAAAAAACGGGGUCAAAUAGGAAAAAUAUCACAUUGCUACAUGUAAUUUCUAUUUUGGUGUAAGUGAUUAAGUUUACACCUUACUGUUACAAACAAUAUAUUAGUUGUCAAGUGUGAUAAUGUACUACAACCAGUGCAAACACUCUCUUGCGGUAAUUCACUUAACAAUAAAUAUUUCUUUCUCCAAUUACAGCAUUUACUUGUUAUUUUCUCUGCAGCAUUAUCUCCUACCAUUUCAUCCACUGACUACUAGUGACACACUUCACAAGUGUCUAUUAUUACACAUUAAAGAUAGCAUGUGUUAGCUGCAUAUUCGCCUGCAGUCAUUCAUUAUCACACCCAUUUUCUUUUCCUAUAAUUACACAAUAGGAGAGUCAAAUGCGGUGAACACGGGACCUGUGAAACAAUGGCUACCUUCCUUAACAACACUAACCCCAUUUAAAUCCCAGAAAAUCCUUUUUAAUAAAGAGCACUGGGUUGAAAGUUACUCCAACCAAAAGGCGAUUAACUACAUCUCACCUUCCAAUUGUAGAGCCAGUGUUGAAACUCGCCCUCCCUAGAUUCACAAUUUACUCCAAUUCUCUCCCCCUUCCAUCCCUGACAUUUUAUGGGCGUGACGCUCCCCCCCCGAGCUUCGCGUGGUUCUGCGAUACACGCAUUUCUAUUAUUAUCAUUAUUAUUAUUAUUAUUAUUAUUAUUAUUAUUAUUGUUGUUGUUAUUAGGCAUCCUAGGGUUUUUUUAUACUGUUAGGGUCACUAAUUGCCCCAAGAACGUCUGCGUAGGAGGCUAGUCACUUUCGUAGUAAUUUGCCGCAACCGUAAAGUAGCGACCGGCCAACGCUUGUAAUAUGGUUAAAACUGUUUUUAGGAUACAGCAUAGAUGAAAAAGUUCAAUGGAUGGGCCAAGAGGGAAGGGACGAAACAGCUGGAAUAUUGCCUGAGUCUUUAAGAAGUAUAGGACUCAAGAAUGUUGCCGACAGAUUAAUUUGCCCAAGCAGAGAUUCAAUCCAGGUGAAUGGAUGUGAGGGGGACUUUAAAAAGAUUUUGUUCCUGCGUUUUGUGUAGCUUUAAUACGCCAAUAGUUCUCACUUUUGUACGCUAGGAAUAAACCAUAUUAGAAUUAAUGUAUAUGGCUUAUACGAUAUUUUUUCAUUACAAUUGUCAUCGGCUCUUGAAUAAACUUCGGUUAUCUAGCUAUUGCUUUAUCACGCUAUUCGGUAUUGUGGUGUUCACCGUAAUAUUGUCGUGUUCUAAGCCUAAUCUCCUACAAUGUUUUAACUGAAAGAAAGUAAUUGAAGUUCACUUGGUGUUUAAUUUGAAUGUAACUGGUUCUUUUACAGAUAGCAUCAUUCGUGUAGUGUAAGGUAUCGCUUCCAUGGUUCUCAGGCAGUGGCUUACCGUUCAUUGUUAGCUAAGAAAGACCUCCAUAAGUGCAUUGAUUGCUCUGGAUUAUAUAAACAUGAAUAAAUUUUUUUUCUCACUUUAUCGGAGAAACAAUUGCAUUUCGCAUAAUAUUAUUAAAAAAGUGCAACAGAAAUAUUCUUUCCAGGGGGUACUCAACCAAGAUGAAAACUCACGGAAAUUCCAGGGUGUAGGAGGGCGUGACAAGCAGCCUCUGGAAAAGGAAAUUCCCGAAGGGUCUGGGUCUAAAGUAAAAGUGCCCUCCGUCAAAGGGGGGUGAAGAGUGGACAGUUUCUGGAACUACACAAUACAAGUAAAUUGCCUCCUACACCGGAGAAAUGCGGGUAGGCUGGUAGAACAGUAACACCAUUAUCACAUCUGGGAAAUGAUGGCUACCUUUAUUUAGCUACCCCCCAGACAUGUUCACCCCCCCAUACCCGUAGGCAAAGACAGUGUAUCUUAAGGUCACAGCAUUAACUUAUCAAGGUAGUCAUCCUUGUUAUAUCUUUCUUUCUGUGGGAGGGGAGCAGUGCAUAAGGUUGCUGUGUAGGCUUGAUCAAGAUUGGUAACUUAAGGUGACUCGACCCAGUUUUUUUGGGGGGGUACCAUCCUACUUUGAAGCUCUCUGGUAUCCCCACCUUUACUUUUAUCGUACGUCUAACACAUAGAAUGGAUAACAUAUAGAUCAAUCUACAAUAUAACAUAAAAUUUUUGGCGAUCGGAGUAAAUGUCACGUGGUUAUAAUGCCACGCCCCUUUGAGGUCUGAGUCAAAAAUCUGCUGUUGCCGGCAUUUUUUCGUGAAAUUCUCUCGGCUACACAUAGUGCGCAUUAGUGCCUUGCGCUGAACAGAGUUUCACCAAAAUCGCAAAGACCCAAUUCGAGAAAUUCAGCGGUUUCCAAAUUUAGGUCAUAAUUUAUGCGAAAAUGAUAAACAAACUUUACACGGAUUAUAUCUAAUAAACUAUGAGAUUCAUCUCUUUAUUUUGGGCAUCGUAAUAACAGAUGGGUCCUUGCAAGUCAGCAAAACGCUUUAGGGCCUUGUAAAUGCGCGCGAUUUCGAGCAAAGCAAACAUAUAGAAAUUACAGUUUUCGCUAUUUGUUGACGUUUGUCAGCGUUUAAGAGUCUUUCUCACGAAAAAAGCAUUUUCUUAAAAAUUCGUAGUUUUUUUUCCUUCAAAUUUUUUCAGGGCCACAAUGGAUUAACUAACUACCCGGACUCUGAAUUUCAUGGUCAUUGAAAAACCGUGACAUUAUCUUCUAUAAGCCCAAACUUGAGUAAACAUUGAAGAUUUUUAGCGUAUUGGCUGAGUUUGUGCUUUGGGAGUUGUCUAUUGUUUCUAGCCCUUCAUUAUACAGCAUUCUUGUUCAGCACGCGUGCAAUGACCGAUCGCCAAAAAUUUUAUGUUAUAUUGUAGAUUGAUCUAUACCUUAUCUAUUCUAUGUGUUAGACUUACGAUAAAAGUAAAGGUGGGGAUACCAGAGAGCUUCAAAGUAGGAUGGUACCCCCCCCAAAAAAACUGAGUCGAGUCACCUUAAGUUCUAUUUAACCAUGCCAGUUGGAAUUCUUAUUCGCAGUCUAUGUUCUUGUCAUUCUAAUCAUUUUAUGUUUCAUAAUCCCUGAAGAGGGCCCAUAAGGGGAGUGCAUUAUAUUAGCCAGUAUCAUUGUUAUGGGGUUAAGACAAGAAACAUAUGAUAAUGGUAAAGAUAUAAUAUUCUCUUCUCCUUCCAGAGCCUGAGUGAUCAACUGGUCCUUGCUUUAGAGAAUGAGAGGAAAGCAAGAGAAGAAGUAGAAAAAUUAAGGGAAGAAAUGAGAGCUGAAAGGGAAUCAGUUCAAGCUGCAAGACUGAUACAGAGGCAAAAAAGAGAGGUUGAAAUUAAAAGGCAAAUGGAUACAUUCAGUCACUCACAAGAGGCGGUGAAUCAAAGAAUCGAUUCUCUUGUCACAUCCUUAAGUCAUCUCUCCAAGAUUCAAGUAGAGAUUGGGGGAAGAAAACUUGGUAGGCAUAACUUUUUUAGUUAACUUCUUAUGCAGUCACACCUUAGGAAUAAAAUUUAGGUGAAAACUUCUCUGCUUGAGCCUCAGCCUUCUGGUUGUCUUCCUGUGCACAGAUAAUCACAUUCUGAAGAGUACACAGAAGCCUCCUCACAAGUCUCUUUUAAUCAAUCAUAUGGAUACCAUUGUGGUUUUUGAAAAAGUGUUGGCCUAAAAGUUCUUCAAAGUUCAUUUUUGUUGUUCUUAAAAUGUUUGAUAAAAAUGCUUUGUAAUUCGCUAAUAAGAAGCCUUACAGAAAGCACUUCUCAACUAUGAACUUAAGUUAUUUUGUUGAUUUUCAGAAUUGGAUACAAAUGAUGGGAUUUCAGAACAAGUAGUUCAGCUGAAAAAGGUACACUUUCAGCUCAUCAUGUAAUUACUACUUUCAUUACACAUUCUUACAACCUUAAGAUCUAUAAUAAAAUGUUUUUCGUCACUAACUUUUAAGUGUUAAUUCUUUUUAGGCUCUUGAUGAAUCAGGAAGGCAACUUGAAAAAACUCAUAGGAAUACCUUGGAGGUAUAGAAAAGGUUAUUUCCUUAUAUAAAUAUGUCAUAAGCCACUGCCUUUACCAAAAUAAAAUUUGUCCAAGGUUACAGUCAUGCAUUUCUUCCUUUUUUUGUCCUUAAAUUUUUCUUUUUCUUGCGCAAGUCACAGUUUUACAUUGGAAAAAAAUUAUUGAGAAGUUUGAUGACAGAUUCAUGAAUUACUUUACCUAUUGUUUGUAAGGCUUUACAAGAGUAAUGGCCUUAUUUUUUGCUUCUUUACCACCUCGUGGAAAGAGAUUGAUAUGACUUAACAAGAUUGCUGCUGCCCUCUAAAAUGUUCUUUUUCUGUUUGCAGAUGUAUGUUCAAGAAGUAGAAGAUCUGAAGGCUGAAUGUUCAAGAGGAGAUUUUCUUGCUAAGGUAUUUAAAUACUUAAGCAUUUCAACCACAGCUGGACACUCUUUGAAACCCAGUCAACUCAUUUGUGCUUGGAUUUGCAUUGAUGAAGGGCUAGAACUCCCAACAUAAGCUUUUGUAUACUUUUAUGAUAGCUCGUUUUACCUUUCCUCCCAGUUGUUGAAACCAGUUCUUGUGUUCCAUUAUCACACAAAUGUAGCAGUAAGGUUUGUUUAGAAUCCUUCCUUUUUAUUCACUUAUAUCUUGCAAUAAUAUACAGAUUUAGGGAGGGCUAAAAGCGAAGCUUCCGUUUAUAUACUUCUCAUAAAAGCAGCAAACUUUAAACUUAUUAACUUAAAGCCAUGGGAAAGAAAUAUUCAAAUCCCUACGUAACAUUUGGAGCCUUUCGUUUACCUGUUGAGGAGAAAUUAUCCCGCAAACACCACAGAAAUGAAUAGACUCUCCCAUCGAGCUCAAAGGCUUCUGUUAUUUAAAUUAUUGCACUAAAUGGUGGCAUAUUUUACAGUUAGAAAAUUAGCGAAACGAGCAAUAUUAGACGGUAGGGUGGUAAAUGAUCGAUUUGAACGUGUACAGUAAGCCGAAGAUAAGUGAACAAUCCUGCUUUGAAUUAAAGGGAAGAUUGGGUUGCCAGGACAAAUUCUUUUUACAAAAUGUGACACAAGCGUCUUUGCGACUUUGCUUUAAGCUCGCGAUCACUGCCUUAACCAGUGCGUCUUCGUAUGAAGUAAAGAGAUAGAUAGCUCAGAGGGCGUGCUUCUGGAUUUUCUCCAUGUCAUUGGCGAGAUAAUUGGGAAGAUCAGCAAAAGCAGCGGCUACAUAUUCAAGUACAGAUCUGACAAGCUUACAGUAGACGAAAACAAUAUCAUCCGGAUGGACUCCACUCUUCGGCCUAAGACUUCUCAGGGCGUAGAGCCUUCUGUUGGCUUUCUGUUUAACACAAUCGCAGUCAAAUCACCCGUGAUAGAUCUUUGGUAAUGUGAACACCGAGCAACUUAAAUUAAUCGAAGGACUCGAUGUACGCGCCGCCAGUGACAAUGGGCUGCCACACGCAACUAUUAUUGCUAAGAAAGUCGAAACUGUAAGCUCUUUCCAGUUUUUGGGAUUAAGCUUUAUCAUGUUCAUCAGAACGCAUCCUAAUCUUGUGUUCCUGUGGCACUAAGGCAGAAAAUUUUGAGCAAUCACGGGCGACAGCAAAUUAGCCACCCCGUAUUAAUUUUUUCAAUGGCAUCUCGGCCGCAGUGAACUGGACUCCUUUGGAAUCGUUUUCGUGCAGAUGUCAUGCUCGUGCGUGGUCACGUUCUUCGACAUUGACCUCUUUCUUCAUCGCUUGCGUAUUUCGAAGACGUGGAGUGUUUGCUUGGUAUAUAAGUUAAGUAUCCUGUAAGACGUACUGUUAUUCAGGUGUCUUCUAGGUUGUAUCAAUCCAAGUGUUGGUGUUGGGAAAAGUGUGUACGACUCGGCCUGAUUUCAUUAUAAGCUUUUCAAGGCUGUUAUUCUUCGUUGACUGGCAAUUGUUUUGUCACGCGUCCGCUCACAGGUAACCCAGGCUCUGUGAUAGUAGCACAGCACGGUUCUAGUUAAAUUACAGUGCUUGUAUGGGGUAAAAAUACGAUCCUAAAAUUUGUAGGAGAUACUAAAUAUAAGUCAGUGAAACUUACCAUGCAGUUAGUUGUUGUUGUACUUAUUGUUCCAAAGAAGUUUCGUGAUAGUUUGUUCAAAUUCACUCUAUAUACAAUUAUAAUAUACAAGGUAGGAGACAAGAGAUGCCAUCUUCGCCGCCAUGCUCUCAUUCAACACAACUUUUUCCACGACAUUCGAGCUCCAACAAAUAAUAAAAAUUCCAGGAUCGUAGUAAUCGGAUAGCAGCAGGUAUAGAAACCAAUGAAGCUUUCACAGAUAGAAAAACGAAUCCCGCAGACUUUGACAAACUCGAAGGAUGUAAUCCAAAAAGGCCGAGAAUAUGUUCGCCGAAGUAGCCGGGCCAGAUCAACGCGCGGCCAAGAAAAUGAGACCUGGGCACUGUACAAAAAAAAUCCAUCCCGGGUGUCCUGGGUUGACCUUUCUAGGGACCGAUACAUAGCUUUACCAAAGUUAGCCACCCCUGUUGGAAAUACAUUUGCUCGAGGGGUAUUGUUCUAGUAUGAAGCACUCCUUGUCCGCCGAUUUAAAUAAUUUAUUAGUGCAAAACCUCGCUAUGAAGACAGUUUUCGAUAAUUGAAAGUUAUCUAAAUAAAUAUUCACUUGCGAGUUAAAACAGCAUGGCUUAACAGGGUCGUAAACGAGAGCAGUAAUGUGUGAAGUGACCAUGGAAACAUUUUGCAUUAUCAAUCAGAUACCAAAAGAUUAACACGGCUCAUUGAAACUUACCUUGGAUGAGCUGCAUCUUGAAAUUCAGGUCGUUGAAAAACUCCCUCAAAACUCUAGAACGCUCUUUCCACCGCGGGGAGAAGAUAGAAAUUAGCCGCGAAGCAUCAUGGGAUAUAUGAAAUUCUCCCCUUUAUGUCGACAGGUUGUCAUGAUAACUAAAUAUCGUAGUAUUGUAAAAGAAUUUCUCUCUCUUUACCAAGCGAAACUUUUCAUUUCGGUAUAAUGUGCACAUGUAAACAGUUUAUUGUGCAUGCACUUAAAGCACUUUCUGUUAUUCAUCAUUUGCCGGAUUGACAUUGUUAAAGCUGAAGCAAUUUGUUUUUCAAAUCUUGUUUAAUAAAAUUCACUGGUCCCUGUUCCUAAAGUUAUUGCUAUGUUAAGAACUAGUGGACUAAUUGCAAAUCCUGCAUUUUCAUUGGCUUCCCUACUACAAGACUAUUAACAUCAGUCCUCUAGCAGUGGAAAACACAAUCGAUCAAGGCGCGUUUCUUUCCGCCAAAAAAAUUGUUUCAACUACUAUUAUUACCUUUUUGUCUGACUAAUUGGGUAAUAGUGAAUUAGACCCCUUGCCCUCAAGGACCGGACGACCGGUCAAUAGCAUAGCUGACCGUACCACAAAGUAAAGGGCAAUAGGCUACAUCUGAAGGAUACUCGCAACAAAAACACCACCUUCAAAAAAUUUAAUUAUCUAAUUAUCUCUUGCAAGCUAGAGAGGAAUGCUUUGAAGUAUGUUGGUCAUAAGAACAAAUUUAUAGCCAAGUUUUCCAUAUCACCUGAUAUCAUAAACGUGCUUCGACCUGAAAAUGGUUGUAGCUGUUGUAGACUCGAUGAAAGUAAGUUUUACGUUGAAAAAUUUCGAUUCUUCUUGGCCACUGCCGCGGCAUGAAGUGAGGGUUACCGAUUGAUUUAGUACAGCAAACGUAAGCCGGAAAACCGUCAGCUUAAUGGGUUUCGAAAUCAUAUUAUGAGAUGAAGAGGUAUACAAAUCAAUUUCAUAUCUCCAGAGAAUACAAGACUUUCACUUAUCAAGCAUUUUUAAGGCGCCCGUGGCAGGAAAGCAAACGCUGAGUUCUCAUGCAAACCAGUCAGUGAACUGAAACCAGCUGACACUGCACAAAACAGGUUGAAACUCAAGCGGGUAGAAUUCAAAAUUUUCAGAGCUAUCCCCACUAAAAUUUGUCUUGAAAGAACAAUAAUAAACAAACCUCGAUCCUUUAUUUGAGUUUCCAAAGCAAAUAGCAUAUUUAAGGUGCAUGCACAGAUAUGCCAGUGACUGAUUCCUUUUUGUUUACUUCAGAAAUAACUGUACUCUUGGUUGCAAAUCGUCAACGGAAUACUCUGAAAAUUGUAUGUUCUGCCUGUGUAGUUAAAUAAAAUAGGAGAAGAAACAGCAUACGAUUCCGAUAUGCAUGCAGUGUCGACUACAAGGUAGAAGCAAUUACGUUUCUAGUUAAUUUAUUAGGCCAUGAAAUGUACCAAAAACAAAGGCAUUUUUCAUGAGUAAAAUUUCAUGGUUUUUAAACCUUAAAUUUCCAUUUAAAACAUUAUUUUUCUAUCACCAUUCUCUUAAAACUCUUUAAAGAAUGUGCUAAAAAUUUCAUGAAAAAUUCAUAACGUUUUCACACGAUGUUGAUUUGAGAGUGUGACAUUACAGCAAUAUAAUCAGCAUAUAUGUACGGGCAAAGAGUAAUAAUAACACUAUGAUUUCUACAAAUUGAUAUUGUCUUCAAAUGAAAUUUUACAGUAUCAGUGUGAUCUAUAUGGGGCAGUUAUUAAAGCAAAUUCAUAACUUCAAGCAUAGUUUAAGAAAAUAAGUGCCUCCACAAUUUUGUUUCCAAGCGGUGUAUGACAUUUGCAGACUGCAGAGUGCAGACCACAGACUGCAGACCGCAGACCGCAGACUGCAGACUGCAGACUGCAGACUGCAGACUGCAGACUGCAGACUGCAGACUGCAGACUGCAGACUGCAGACUGCAGACUGCAGACCGCAGACUGCAGACUGCAGACUGCAGACUGCAUAAGGCAGCAAGACUGUAAAUUGAAUGAAACCAAAAGUAUCGUAAUAAAGGUGGCAUCAUCAUCAACAUUACCUUGUUCCGAGAAGUACAUGUAAGGCCUAGAGGCGAAGUUUAUAUUUUUCAUGCGAAUUACACCGACCUCAUUCCUAAAGGAGUUGUUGGCUGUUCUUCUCGUAUUGAAUUAGAGCAGAAUAAUGUCUGCCGAUGUCACAAACUCGCUCAUGAAUCCAUAGCAACAGGCUAGGAAUUUAGCCUGCACCACGGACGAAACUAAACUCUGGUUAUAUAAGUCUGCCUGUGAAACAGCGCCGGAAUCGUUAUUCUACGGGGGCCCCACCUGUGUACUAGGAUUUGAGUAUGUUAAAAAAACCCAUUGUCGAUUUGCUUAUUUAGAAAUUCAAAAUGCACUUCCGGUAAUUCGUCGAGUCCAGGAAGGAUCUGUUCGGUUUAGAUUAUUUAGCAUAUCCUUAAAUACUGCUAAGAUGAAAUACGUCAUUUAAAAGGUGUUAAAUGUCUGUGAUCUAUCCUAGUUGUUUUUGUUGACGUAACUGUAGUGAGCACGCAAUCUAAAAACUAUUUUUUUACAGAAGACUACCAUUUAGACAGUCAUUAGUGGGCAUUGCUACUUGUUAUUAUCAAUUCACAAUGAUCAAAGAAGAAUAAAGAAUCAACGCAAUUAGUGAUAUGCUGGGUGAGUCAAUAAAGAGUCGCUUCGGUGAAGAAUAGCCAACAGCAUCUUGGAAAUGAGGCCAACUUGGCUACUUUCUCACUUUCACACGAUGUUAUAUUUUUCAUGGUGUCACCUUUAUUAGGAAGAUUUUUGGUGUCUUUUAAUUUGCAAUCUGCAAUCUGUGGUCUGCAGUCUGCAGUCUGCAAAUGUCAUACACCGGUUUCCAAGUGAGUAAGUAGGCAAAUGGAUUUCUAGCCUGAACUGUAAGCGUUCUUGAUACUGUGAUAUAACCGCAAACAAAAAGAGACUAAAAACACAGUUUUGUUAAAAAUCGUCUAAACUCUGUUUUGAUAACAGGCCUCAUAUGUGACGGAAUAUACAUUUGAGUUCAAGGUGAACACAUGUAUAUUAGUAUAUCAUUGUGAUAUUGAUGUAGAAAUUAUAUGCACAAAAAACUGAGCGUGGUAUAAAGUUUUGCCUAUAAUUAUUAUCCUCCAGACAAUAAAUAGUGACACAAUAAAGGCAAAUGAACAGGAUUAGACAUUGAUGUUUCGAUUAGCCUUAUGUGCCUUUUUAAUGAGAUCAGCAGUUAUUAAACAAAUUAAAUAAAUCCACUCGUGAUCAGUAGGUGAGUAACUUAAAUUUACAUUUAAGUUCAUUUUGGGACAUGUGAGUCAGUUGAACUGAGUUACACCGUGUUGAUAUUAUGAAACCAAUUUCGUUUGCCAAAAAAUUCUAUCCAGUUUGCUUUUUACUUUUUACCAGUUUUAUAUAAAUCAAGCUUUUCUGAAAAUGCCAUAAAAAUAAACCAACAGAUCAGGCUACAAACCUGAAGUUGUUUGUGACUAUGUGUAGACACAACCAUGCAUGUAGUUGACAGUACAUCAGACAAUUUAUAUUGCAAGUGGAAAGUGCAAGGGUAAAUUUGUGUGUGAAUCAACAUACGCAAUUUGUGUGAAGUAACUUGAAAUUCUAUUGCCAUUCAUGAUCACCUAGGAUUUACAUGUGAACGCUCAUCUGAAACCCCAUGUGAAGUGUAUGUGAAAAUUUGUGUGAAUUAGUAGCAUGUGAAAUUCUAGAUCUUUUGCCAUUCAAUAAGGAAUAAAUACAUGAGAAAGUCUAUGUAAAACCCCAUUUGAAGUGUACGUGAAUAUGUGUGUGAAUUUAAGUAGCAUGUGAAAUUCUUUUUCCAUUCAGUGAGAAUUUAUAUGUGAAAGCCCGUGUCAAACCCAUGUGAAGUGUAUGUGAAAAAUAUGUGUGAAGGGGUUGACAUCGUUUCACACCCUUUUCACAUAUAUUCACUAUGCAAAAUUUCACAUGCACGUGAAAUAUGUAUGUGAAAUGCAUGUGAAAAGAGUGAAAAUAACAAACAUUUUGAUGAGGAGAUGGAAUCAUAAUGUCAUUUUAAUUCGAUGCAUUUCCCGUUUCUUAUUAGCAGUGUGCAGGCGGUGGUUCCCUGGCCUAUCAGGAGAUUGAACGUGUUUAGUGUUGUAUAAAAGACUUGUUAUAUGUUUUGCGCGGCCCUUCCAACUAUUACCAUCAGCCUGUACAGACAUCCCUUUCACGCUUAGUUGAAAAUUUUUCCCACCACCUCCCCAGUCUCCGACCUGCCACCGUCUACAUCUUCUUAUAGUUUUAUCUUCUUUAGUUUGUCAUCAGUAUUUGCUAAUUUGUGGCGGAGUUUUGUCCCCACCUUUCCUGAAGAGAUGUUAAUUAGUUAAUUUUAUCAUUGGUUUCAAUUAAAAACGUCACGCUUGUGGCCAUUUAUCCCAAACAGUUGAGAUUCUUGCUCGAGUCAUCUCUUCAGCAAACCAGUGCCCCACCAUGCGGAGCGCUCGAUCGUUUUCGUAAAUUCGGUUGGGGGAAGACUCGCAAUAAAAGGACAAUUUUCACACGUUUUUUCGCAUGAUGUUUCACAUACAUACUCCUAGUAGUGAUUAACCCUAACCUGGUGAAGAGUUCAUUGUCACAGGUAGUCACAUGACCAGCUGCAACCAGGGUUCUUUCUCUAAGCGAGAGAGAGAACCCCGAGAACAAGGUUGUCAAAAGAAUCCUGGCAGAAAGCAGAUUACAAAAUUCUAAAUCCUCCGAAAACUGCAAACAAUCACUCGCUAGAUGUUCUAGAGAUUUGCAUUUUACAGGCUCACGUAAAUAGCUUUCUCGGUAGCUUACCGGCCAAUGUAAAGCACUACUUUUAAAGCCAAAAUUGGUAAAUUAAACUAAGGCGGAAAAAAUUUCCUACACUUUGGAUGUUGUUAUAAACAAUAUUUAAUGAAAAGUGUGAGCUUAUGUCAAUUCCAAACAAUAAAAGAAAAAGCUAAAACUAAGCUAUUCAGACUCGAAAGUCUGAUGUUUUGAAUUAGAACUUGCAGAUUUUUGUUAACGUUUUCUUUUACAAAGGUAAAGCGGAAGAAUUAAGACACGGAUAAUGAGUGAAGCAAUUAAAAAAAAAACCCUCUCAGCCUGAGUCAAAUUUUGCCAUGUAAACGUUUCAAGGUGGGGUAUCACGAAUCCGACCUCGGCUAGGCGGUUUACAUCAAAUUCGCGCAAAAUUUACGUUGGCGUUAGCUUUGCAUCAUUAUUAAAGAAAACAAUAGAAAGCCACAGCAGUGAAGGUUGCGGCAAGAGCAGCAAGUGUGUGUAGAAAAGCAUUAAUCGCCAAAACACGUGGUUUGCCAGCAUUUUUCAGAGAAAUAAUGGCUACCUUUAUUUAACUACCGCGCAGACAUGUUCGCCCUCCCACACCCGUUGGCAAAGGCGGUGUAUCUUAAGGUCACUAAUAUAUAGAUUUAGCCAGGGCUAAAAGCGAAGCUCCCAUUAAUAAAUCUAUAAUUUAAAUCAAACAAUAAACUUGUGAUCCACAAAUCAGUUAAGUUAAGGGCACAUUCAUGUGACUUUUGAGGGAAAGGCUAAGUUAUUUCUUACAUCGAGUUGAUAGCCUUAUAUGUACACCCAAAAAAUAGCAAACAUGUUCGAUCACAUUCAAGAGCCAUAAUGGCUCUUGAUCACAGUAGAUUAGGCCUCGAAAACAAAUUCUUGGAAAACAAAUCAGGCCGAAUUUUUUUUGCGUUCGUCAGGUUUACUUUACAAAUUCUUGCCAACAAAUCUGGACAAUCUGGAGUGUGUAAACCAACCUUUCAUACUCUUUAUACAUCACAUCUGAGGUGAAACAGUUCUAUUUAUCAUACAAACCUCGGACAGAAUGCGGCAUUUCACAAUUUUUUAAGACAAAUUGCACUUAGUCAAUAUUCAGAACGAUCAAUCGUGGGCUUUUAGCGAAACCGUUCAAAAAAAUUCCAAAAUCACCCAUACGGCCAGCCGGUUCUCAUUUCUAGUGCCAGCUGUCAGUCUGGUCGAGUGUUUGAAUGAACUUUAAUAGAGUUACGCUUCAACAUAAUAACGAAUUUAUUAUUAUUAUUUUUUUGUUAUUUAAUGGUUUCAGUUAUAACGAUGUGUAAUCUUAUAAAGCGUUUGAUACGCGCGCGACAUUUUUUAGUACUCCUGGAAGCGAAGUUCAUGAAAGAUGAAAACAAACGGCACCUACAAGCGAUUAAAAUUGCAAGAGAGACUACUAACAAUCAAUAAAAGAAAUAUAAUUCGGUGAGACAUUUAAAGAGGCAACAAUUUUCAUUCACGAAGACAGGUAUUAAAGUGUCUUACUGGUGUCUCAAAAAAUCCUGUGUCUUUAAGCUUAAGUUAAUUAUGUUUUACUUGAAGCCGGCCUCCCGGUGUUUGCUUUUUUCAAAGAUGAACUCCUCGAAGCAAGAAAAUCGCUCAAAAGUUUCUUUCUAGAGCCAAAUUUAUAACUUAAUAUUCUUCGGAACGUUUUCUUUCUAUUUGCGGUGAGAAAAUAUAUCUGAAGACCUUUUAAAGUUCUGUAAGCUUAUAUCAAACCUGACACUAGGUCAGAUCGUUGACUUAAAUCUUACAAACGUGCAUAAACUUGCCGCAUAAACUGUGCUCGACUUCAUGAAAUUAGAUAUAACAAAAACAAACAUCAAAUACAAUAAUUACUCAGGCUUACCAUUCGUUCGAGAUUCAGUUCCUGAAAGCUAUCAAGGAAGGCCACAGUUGCUUGAGACUUUUAAACCCUCUAACGCAUUAAGCAAGGUGAAAAACAAAAACGAUGCCAUCCGAAAUCGGAUUACCGAAUUUUGACAAGCGACGCAUUUCUCAACCAAAAACCCAAUAAAGAAACCAGCCAUGAAUAACAGAAGACUCUUGAUAGAAGCUGUAUUUCAUUUUGUACAUCCGGUCGAAAAUGGCAGUUAAAAACAUCACAAGUUGACACAAAAAUCUGUCAGCUUCAGCUGUCAAAGUAAACAACUUUCAAGAUGCUGCAUAAAUUUUCCGCAUGAACUCACCUGUCAAAUUUUGACCAAUCAGAGCAUAAAAAUUGGACGUAGAGCGUGACCAACGCGUGACCAUGGUAAGAAAAGGUCUUAUCCGCCAGUAUUUUUAAAAAAACUGACUGAAUUUUCGCGUCCGAGGUCAGUUUGAAAUCAAAAUCUUAAUAGUGCGGGGCCAUAGUGACAUAAACACAACAAAUUUCUUAUGAAUCAUUGGAAAAAGUAAACUUGAGCCUGCGAUCAUUUGAAACUGGUAAUUUGUCAACGGAUAACUGCAAAAAAGUACUCGACCUCGAUGGGUCGACACUUGAGCCCGCGGUACGGUCAGGUGAUACUGGUCAGCGGAUAUCCUGUUUUGACAGCUGUCAAUUGAUCACAACAUUGAUAUGCAAGUAGUUUUCUCCUCGGCUCCCACACUCCCUAGAAAGUGUGAGAGUAAACAUUGGUUGUCCUGUGGUGCGGACGGACGGUCGUUCGUUCCUUCGUUCGGUGUACGGUCACGUGAUUACCAAAUUUUCUUGGAUGGGUAGAUUAUCUUAGCUAUGGGGCUCCGCCCACGCGCGCUUGGAGCUCCGCUAUAAUUCGGGGAGACGUAUACAGGGAACAAUUUUCAGGAAGACAAGUCUUCAAACUUAAAGCUCAAGUUUAUGUUUUAAGCCGGCUUCCCAGUGUUUUCUUUCACAGCCAGAAUUAUAACAAAAUAUUCUUUGGAACGUUUUCUUUCUUUUUGCGGUGGGAAAAUGUCUAAAGGCUUUUUAAAGUUCUGUAAGCUUAUAUCAAACCUGAUACCCGGUCAGAUCCGAUUGUCUCAAAUCUUACAAACGUGCAUAAACUAAAAAGCCGCAUAAACUACGCUCGACUCCGUUAAAUUAGACAUAUAGAAACAAACAUCAAAUGCAAUAAUUACUCAGGCUUACCAUUCAAGAUGCAGCUUCUGGAAGCUAUCAAGUAAGGUUAGAAUCGCUUCAGACUUUUCAACCCUCUUAUGCAUCAAGCAAGGUAAAAAACGAAAACGAUGCCAUCCGAAAUCGGAUUUCCGGCUUUGACAAGUGAAGUAUUUCUAAACCAAAAACCCAAUAAACAAACUAGCCAUGAAUAACAGAAGACUCUUGAUAGCAGCUGAAUUUCAUUUUGUACAUCCAAUAGAAAAAGACAGUUAAAAGCAUCACUAGUUGACACAAAACUUUGUCAGCUUCAGCUGUCAAAGUAAACAAGUUUCAAGAUGCUGCAUAAAAUUCUGCAUGAACUCACCUGUCAAAUUUUGACCAAUCAGAGCAUAAAAAUUGGACGUAGAGAGUGACCAUGGUGAGAAAAGUCAAAAGCAACUGUCUUCCCUGCCUGUAAUAGCUUGCUGAAUUUUCGCGUCCGAGGUCAGUUUGAAAUCAAAAUUUAAAUUGUGCGGCUCCCAAACACAACAUAUUUCAUGAAUUAGAAAAAAAUUAAACUUGAGCCAGCGAUCGUUUGAAAACUGGUAACUUGUCAGCGGAUAACUCCUAAAAUAUUCCACCUCGAUAAGUAGACACCUGAGCCCACGAUACGGCCAGGUGAUACUGGUCAGCGGAUACACUGUUUUGACAGCUGUCAAUUGACCGCAACAUUGAUGUGCAAUAUGUUUUCCUGUGCUCCUAAACUAGCUAGAAAGUGUAAGAUUAAACAUUGGUUUCCCUGUUGUUCGGACGGACGGUCGGGCGUAUGGUCACGUGAUUACCAAAUUUUCUCGGAUGGGUAGAUUACCACAUUUCCUUAGCUAUGGGGCUCCGUCCACGCGCGCGCGAAGCGCGCGCGUCGAGCUCCGCUAUCAUCCGGAUGGACUCCACUCUUCGACUCUCAGGGCGUAGAGCCUUCUGUUGGCUUUCUGGAUAACACAAUAGCAGUGAACCACCCAUGAUAGAUCUUUGGUAAUGUGAACACCGAGCAACUUAAAUUAAUCGAAGGACUCAAUGUACGUGCCACCAGUGGCAAUGGGCUGCCACACGCAACUGUUAUCGCUAAGAAAGUCAAAACUGUAAGCUCUUUCCAUUUUUUGGGCUUAUAGCUUUAUCAUGUUCGUCAGAACGCAUCCUAAUCUGGUGUUCCUAUGGCACUAAGGCAGAAGUUUUUGAGCAAUCACCGGCGACUGUAAAGUAGGCAUCUCGGCCGCAGCAAACUGGACUCCUUUGGACUCGUUUUCGUGCAGAUGUCAUGCUCGUGCGUGGUCACGUUCUUCGACUUUGACCUCUUUCUCCAUCGCUUGCGUAUUUCGCGGACGUGGAGUGUGUGCAUGGUAUAUAAGUUAAGUAUCCUGUAAGACGUACUGUUAUUCAGGUGUCUUCUAGGUUGUAUCAAUCCAAGUGUUGGUGUUGGUAAAAUGUGUGUACGACUCGGCCUGAUUUCAUUAUAAGCUUUUCAAGGCUGUUAUUCUUCGCUGACUGGCAACUGUUUUUGUCACGUUGUAUUCGCUGUGAAGAAUCGCGAAGCUUUUGUACCAUAUCAAACAAUUAUAAGCUUUUCAAGACCGUUGUUCUUCGCUGCCUGGCAAUUGUUUAUGUCACGUUGCAUGCGCUGUAAAGAAUUGCGAAGCGUUUGUACCAUAUCAAACAAAAUUUUAUAACCCACGGAGUUGUUGUGCUCGUUGAUGGCUUAUCAAAAGGAAAGAGCUCUUUUCCAAUUAAACUUACCGAGCUGUGUAGCUCGGCGGGUGUUAUGUCAGGUUGUUAUGAUAACUAAAUAUAGUAGUAUUAAAAAAGAAUUUUUUUCUCUUUACCAAGCGAAACUUUUCAUUUCCAUACAGCUAUUUCGAGAAAGGUUGUCGGAAAAAGUGCACGUGACAAUCCCGAAAGGUGUAGUUGUGGGUGGUUUUGAGUUUACUGUUCUUUAAAGAAAUUUUGAAAGAAUGGCACGAGAGGCCAUGGACGUAUGUUUGCGAGUGCUAAAGGAAAGCAACAAAAGUAGGUUCGACAGCUACAGUGUCAGGAACAGUGUAUUGGUAAUAUCCCAUACCUUUCGGGAUUGUCGCGUGCACAUUUUUUGCGACAACCUUUCUCGAAAUAGCUGUAUACUGUGCACAUGUAAACAGUUCAGGUUCAUUGCGCAAGCAGUUAAAGCACUUUCUCUGUUAUUCAUCAUUUGAUUGACAUGGUUAAAGCUGAAGCAAUUUGUUUUUUCAAAUCUUGUUCAAUAAAAUUCACUGAUUCCUCUUCCUUAAGUUAUUGCUAUGUUAAGAGCUAGUGGACUAAUUGCAAAUCCUGCAUUUUCAUUGGCUUCACUACUACAAGACUAUUAAAAUCAGUCAUCUAUCAGUGAAAAAAACACAAUCGAUCAAGGCGCGUUUCUUUCCCUCCAAAAAAUGUUUCAACUACAUUACGGAAUCGCGCCUGUAGAUACGCGUCGCUAGUAAAUGCAAAUUUUUCUGUCAAUCAAAUGUGUCCUAUUAUUUGUAGGUGGAAAUUGGUAAAACAUUGUUAUUGUUUUGGAGACAAUAGAAGAACAAAAGAUAACAGAAAGAUCAAGUUAUGCGGUCUUAAAGCGUGUUGCGUGACUUAAAUCAAUUGGAGCAUUUCUCCUAGCUUUCCCGCAUUAAAACGUUGGAAUGAAAAGUCUGAAGCUUAGCUUUUAAAAUUUUGAUAGCCAAAAUAAAAGGGGUGCCCCAAAAGGGAAGCAUUUGGGAAUUCAAAAUCGAUAUUUUUGUCGUCAGCGAAAUCCGGCGGAUGAGCAGUAAUUUGCAUAUAAGCGUAAGUGAAGCGAAAUAGAUACAAGUUGCCGUGGUUGUAAACACAACGUUUCCUCGAAGUUUUUUUCCUUUUGAAAGGGUAAAUUCGCAUGAAAGAGCUCAGCUUGCACAAAAUAAUAUAAAAUGAAACGAAUCAAAUCGAAAAGUGGUAAAAAAAAGUCAGGAUAUUUCAAUUCGAUGGAAAGUAAGUGAUUGGGUAGGUGAUUUGCAUACUGAUAAAAAUAACUUCUAGCGCAGUUCAAAACCGUUCGGCUUCCUGAAUUGUUUUCCUGGAAUUCUAAACAUUCUGCUGGCCUAAAUCGUUAAAAUAUGUUAUGAAGUCAAAAUAUUUAUCAAGUUGAGCGUUUGCAUUUCCUUAUAAAACAGACAGUAGCGCGAAAGCUUCGAUCUAUAGAUUUUCUUAAGUUAAAUUACCUUUGUAUCGUGGAAACAAUACCGUAACACUUGAGUCUUGAAUAAAAGGACGCGACAUGCGUCGGCUCCCUUUGUGAGCGCGCAAAUAGUCAUGGGACCCACGAUUUUGCGGGCGACACGGAUCUACAGGCGCCGUUCCGUAAUGACUAUUUAAUAACAUUAUUAUUACCUUUUUGUCUGACUAAUUGCGUAAGAGUGAAUUAGACCCGUUGCCCUCAAGGACCGGAAGACAGGUCAAUAGCUGACCAUACUACAAAGUAAAGGGCAAUAGGCUACAUCUGAAGGAUACUCGCAACAAAAACAGCACCGUCAAAAAAUUUAAUUAUCUAAUUAUCUCUUGCAAGCUAGAGAGGAAUGCUUUGAAGUAUGUUGGUAAUAAGAACAAAUUUAUAGCCAAGUUUUCCAUAUCAUACACGUGCUAUCGGCCUGAAAAUGGUUGUAGCUGUUGUAGACUCGAGGAAAGUUAAGUUUUACGUUGAAAAUUUUCGAUUCUUCUUUGCCGCUGCCGCGGCAUAAAGUGAGGGUUACCGAUUGAUUUAGUACAGCAAACGUACGCCGGAAAGCCGUCAGCUUAAUGGGUUUGGAAAUUAUAUUAUGAGAUGAAGAGGAAUACAAAUCAAUUUUGAUAUCUCCAGAGAAUACAAGACUUUCACUUAUCGAGAAUUUUUAAGGCGCCGGUGGUAGGAAAGCAAACGUCGAGUUCUCAUGCAAACCAGUCAGUGCACUUAACGGCCGUGAACUGAAACCAGUUCACACUGUACAAAACAGGGUGAAAAUCAAGCGGGUAGAAUGAGCUGUCCUCACAAAAAUUUGUCGUGAAAGAACAAUAAUAAACAAACCUCGAUCCUUCAUUUACCUUUCCAAAACAAAUAGCAUAUGCCUGAAUACAUAUUACUGCCUCGAGUUUUAGCUCAUAUUCAGUUGUUCCGUUGACCAAAGAUGAAGAUAGAUAUAAUACAUUAGCCCUACCCUGGUGAGGAGUUCAUUGUCACAGCUAGUCACAUGACCAGCUGCAACCAGGGUUCUUUCUCGAAGCAAUAGUCCAGUCAAUUUACGCAUUUUGGAGGCUCAAGAUCAAACUAAUUGCAACAGAAUUGUUGUCAAGUCAUUUAAGUAAGGGUGGCCUAUCUAGCAACAUACUAAAAAAUCCGCCAAAAUCCGUUCGGCGGAACAUGUCAAAAUUAAGCGUCAAACAUUUUGAGCUUUUGACACAGGGCACCAACGUUAGUUGAAAUUAUACGGUUAACAAAAUAUGCACAAAAUGUGUUUGCUACUUUUAUGGAAAAGUGCAAGAAGAAAGAAUAACUGGUACCUAGUUUUCGCUGAUAAAAACGAAGUGUUUCUUUUUUCAAAAGGGAUAAAUAUUAACCAUGGUUGGCUUUUGCACAGGAAGCCCAUGUCCCACUCAAGGAACCCUAAAACAACAGGAGGCUUUCAGAGUAAUAGAGUGAACUGUUGGCUGUAAAACUACGACAAAUUUAGUCGUAAGACUUUAAAUCUGAAAAAUGAAAGCCGUUGCUUAAUCAUUAGCUUUUAAAAGAUAUCCUUUUUUAACUCGUGGGUACGCGCGAGCGUACCACGAGUUAUUGCAGGGACUGAGAUAUGCAAAUGAGUCACUCACUCACUCGUAGUAGACGCACUUCGUAAUUAAUCGGGUCCGAACUCGAGAGCGCGAAGAUCUAUCGUUUCCAAAGAAGGACCCGCUCGCCGAAGUUCGGUAGCAUCAAAUUCCUCGCUGCGAGCGUGCAUCGUGCGCUACAGCACGGUUAGGAUAGAGGUCUUACCAAAUUUAAGACAGGCAGGAAUCUUUCAAAUUAGUACGAUUCAAAAGCCUUUGACCCGCCCAGGCGUUAAACUUGACAAGAAGAUGAGCAUUUGCUCUUCGACUCCUUCAACUUCGACGCUGGCUUGAUCUCCUACCUUGUAGCACUGUAGUAGGUUAUGUGUAUGAAUGAAUUUAUGGCGGUCAGUAUAAAACACGGACUGCGGACUACGGACUGCGGACUGGGUAUAAAAUACGGACUAUAAAAUACGGACUGGUGAAAUGUAUGGUAUUUUCUUCUUAAGGACUCCCCAAGAUCACGGGGGGAAAAUGGAUGUGAGUUUGAGCAUUACCUUUUUAAAAUAACAGCGGAAAUCGAGAUAAGAAAACAUAAGCUAAUGUUUUGCGUCCUACUUCGCGGAGGAGUUGUGUCGGCUUUGUAUGAAAUGCGUUUACUUGUCAGUAGCCUGGUUUCAAUUAGCCUUAAUUUCAUCCCAUUGCUUCGAGUCGUUUUUAUGGCUCGAUCGUUUGCCGCCGGAAGUUCCAUGGAAAAGGCAUUAAAUGCGAGACUUUUUGCCAAAUCACGUGACCAUCCUCAAUGGCGUAGUGACUAUGUGAGGUCGGGUCAAACCGAAGGUACCGGGUUCAAAUCCCGCUAAUGACCUUCUUUUUCCCUUCUUCCUUUUUUUUUCUUUUUUUGUUUUGUCUUGUUUGCUUAUUUGUUUUGCUGUUUUUUUUGUUUUGUUUUUAAAUAUAUACUUAAAUAACUGUUACUAAAGUGCAAUAAACAGCAAGAAAAGUAUUGUGUUUCCAGAACAAGGAUAGUAUAUUUGUAACAUGAAUUUUUAUCAUUUUCUAAAAUUCACUGUGGGAAAACCAGAGGUGAUAACUAACUGAUUAUUUUCUAAACAACGUACCCACGAGUUGACGAUAGUCUUUCUUUGAUUAUCAGAUUUCUGUUAGCGUCAAGGGUAAGAAAAAUAUAUAUCAGAGCUGGAUUUUUGAAUAACGUUACAGCCAAAACAGAGCUCUCCCCUCAAACAGUUUUUUUCUUUCAACAACUAUCUCCAAAGCUUGAAGUCAACAUAAAGACUAAGAGUACAGCCGUUGUUCUUCUUUCUUCUCGUUUCUUUCUCCUCGCUCUUUCUAUUUUUCCUUUCCUUGUUCUUUUCUAAGAGGAUUUUUGGGCUCAUUUUCCCUUCGGCUUUUGGUCUUUUUCUCAGUGAAAAGACUGCAAUUUUCGUUCGGUACGUUUUCAAAAAUUCAGCAAAAUAAUGCUUUGGCUUUUACGGUUACCUAUACAUUAAUUUUUGUUAACGUACCAACAUCCUCAAAUAUACAAGUUUCACUUUUUCGAAGCUUUUCAUUUUCUUCGUGUUAAAAGUGAAUUGGAGAGGAGGGGAGAAUAGUUUUACUAAUCCUUUACGACGCACAACAAUGCAGAGUUUUUGAACAGGUUAAGCUCCAGUGCCUAUGAAUUUGAUGAGACGGAAAUGUCUUUUCAUUAAAGGAAAAGCGUUGUUACCUUCUCAAAGGUUAACGGAACAUUCAUCGCAUAAGAACUUUGGUUCUAGCAAACGUUUGUUUCAAGAAAACGAAAUAGUAUGAUAGGGAAGCUGGUUUUUAAGGGAAAGAUUAAGAGUGUAAGGGUCUCUGGAGUAAUGGAAAUUCCCCACGGAGAGCAUAAUUCACGCAAAUCAGUCAGAAGGUUAACUUGCAGUAAGACGAAACACUGACCCAGGUGUUUCUCACCAUUUAUUCGGCGUUUUUAAACCAAAACUACCCAAAAUACAUUAGCGUUGUUGUAUCAAAAAUUCUUGAGGGAAGUGAGGGAAAUGUUUUAUCUGAAUUUGUGAUCUUCCUGAAAUUGGGUGUCCUGUGGUGCAGGUUGAAAAUCUUUAUUGCCAAUUUUUUUCAUGUUUCACCGAACCGAUUUUGGCGGAUUUUUAGUAUGUUGUUACAAAGCCAUUCAACAAUUACAUGGCGUUGAAAAAAAUUCUGUUGCAAUUAGUUUGAAGCUAAACCACAAUUUGACUGGACUACAAGAGAGAGAACCCUAGGAACGAGGUUGUCAAAAGAAUCAUGGCAGAAAGCACAUUACAACAUUCUAAAUCCUCUGAAAACUGCAAACAUUCACCCGCUAGAUGUUCUAGAGAUUUGCAUUUUACAGGCUCACAUAAAUAACUUUCUCGGUAGCUUACCGGCCAAUGAAAAGCACUACUUUUAAACUCCCAACUCCCACAGGAUUGUUUGGAACACCAAUAUGGCCGCCGUUUCAUUGUUUUGGAACACCAAUAAGGCCGCCGUGACGUCAUGUGAAUACGCUCUAUAUUGGGCUCACCGCUUUCUUUGGUCCUUUGUCUCAAGUCGACUUCCCCAAGCUUUGAUUUUAACGCAAACUUACUUUGACGCUCUUUAUUUUGUUUGUAUUCCAGCACGUGCCGGCAGAGUCGGCUCGUAGUGCUCUAAAUUGUUAGGCCGUAUUAAAGUUUGUUUCUUUUGGACCUACCUGAACUUGACCGAUCCUUACUUAUCUCCUUGGCGUCGGAGAGAUAAGUAAGGCUUUUGGUCACGCUAUGGAAGUCGUCCGCCACGCCGAUCGCGGAGCGGGGGAUCUCUCUUUGCGCCAUAUGUUUUGUUGUCAUGUUUUUAAUAGACGUUAAUUUCAAGCCAAAAGAACUGCGGCAUUAAAUACAAUUUGAUGGCCGUUCUUUUCUUUUGCAUAUAACUGCUCAUAAACCAUGGUCCUAUUGCGUCAUACAGUGAACUAGUACAGAUUUUGUUACUGACAAAAAAGAGUAUGGUAUACAUGUACCAGUAGUAAACUUUACACAUGGAGACACAAAGCGCAGUAAGGUUACAACUGAUUUGGUGUCUACAUGUAUUUUUGUUAAUGUAAUUCUUAGGCGAGAACCCAGGAGGCGGAGGCAUUGAAGGCACAGAUGUCUGAUCUCAAGAAAAGAUAUGAGGAUGGAAUAAAGGUGCUUUUAGGCUUUGAAUUUAUAGGUCUAGGCCAGGUUAUUCUAAGCAGGGUUGGGUUUACGGGGGGGAUUUAGGAAUUUAGGACUGGGGAUACAAUGUGUUGCUCGGACCCUGAUAUCCUUAGCCUAUACCAGACCUAGACUACGUACACUAGACUACUGGAUUCUUAAAAUCCAUCCCUAUCUUAUCCCUCAUUUAAAUCUUUAAUGGUCAAUUGAUCAGUAUCCUGGAAAAGGAUACCCUAUUUUAGACCCAAACUCUCUAAUUUCUAUAGGCUAUCCUAGAUGAAACGGCUUGAAAGUCAUACCCUUCACAACAUCACAAACCCAUAUAGUCCAUAUAUAGCAGUUCCGCCCAACCACCCCCUCCCCCCCAAGUUAAUCUAAGGAUAGUGAGAGAUUUGAAUCCAAAUCUGAAUUCAGGUGCAUUCUUUUUGCCCACAAUUUUAUUACAACGACUAGUUAGAAUUCUCUCAAGAAAAUGAAUCUGGAUUAAAUUGCAAACUAAGCCUAGAGAUGUUAGAACUGUCAGUCAUACUAAGGUCAAUUCAAUUUCUUUUGACUCCACAUAAUGUUAUAUCUCUCUGAUUUCGUCAAAACGUGGCCACUAGGUUUUUGCCCGGCACCGGGCGUAGCCCGGCUCCAGGCCAGUGCAGCGUCGAAAAAAGCACGGGGCUUGGCGUCUUGGUCGGUACAGCUGGGUGGAUCAGGCCUGGGGGGGGCAAAACUAGUGGGGUAGAGAGGGGCCUGUUUAGACACAGCCCCUUCAGUAAGCAGCAGUGUUCUCAAGAGGCUUUGACUGGCAAGUAUCUUGUUCUCACUUUGCCCUAGCCAGCUGAAUCAGGGCUCUGCUGAGAAUAAUUAUCAUGAUAAUUGCAGAUUUCAGUGGAAGGCGCAGACAAAUACUCAUUGUCCUUGGUGGGGAGGGUCAAAGUCUUGGUACCAAGGACACACUUAGCAUAGGACCUGUGGACACUCACUGCAGCCAUGUGUACAUAAAUUCAGUCAAAUAUAUAUGUUGUUUGUUUGUGAUGCCAUAUUUAUCCAAAGUAAGUAAUUUUUGAACGUUUGCUUACCCACCCUUAAGUGUUAUUAAAAUUUUAAGUGUUUUGGUUACAGGCUCAGGUUAAUUACAUCUCACAGCUUCAAGCAAAGUUUAAUGACCUUCAGCGAUAUGCUGUUACGACUGAGGAGGUAAAUAUAUGCAUCAAAAUACUCAGUAGAGCAAAAAGUUCUGCAAAUGGCUAGUACUUUGCUCCAUACCGCUUUUCUCCAUGCAUGGUUUUCAGCAAUUUACCAGUAUUUUUGUUACAGUUACUGUUCAUCGUCUUCAUUUCCAGAAAUACUUCUUCUCUCUUGUUAUUGGUGUAAAACUCAACAUGGCAGUGUGUGGCUACAGGGUUGGACGCAUGAAUCACCUGAAGCCUGAGGUAAUACGCAACAGUAACAAUGUGUAUGAUUUACGUGAGCUCUAAAUGUUAUAAAUGGCUGUAUUACCUCUAAUUUUGAUUAAUGGUGCUUUAAAAAGUGGUUUUAUUGCAUCAAGGUACGUUCUGGGUUUGGGAAUGAAAAUACUAUGAAGAAAAAUGCCAGUAGUAGUUGAUGUUCAUGGUAUUAACUCAGUGCUGUUGUCCUAAGUGGGAUUAGUCAUUGUCCCUUAAAAGCGAUUUUUUGUUUUUUGAUUACUCUCACCUAUGUAAUCUACUUAUUACCUGGCCAAGGCUCAAACUACUUGCUAUUAAAUUUAUAUUUAUUUUGAAAUUAUUUCGGUCUUUCAGUCUUCCUUUUUAAAAAAAGCAGUAUUUUACUUGAUCUCCUGAAAUUUCUGUUCUGCUAACAGGGGUGUCAUUGAAUGCUGGGGAUUUCACGCAUUAACCUUGAACAUGAUCCCCGGCUACUUUCAAAUAGAAAAAUAGAGGAAAUAGAGAACCAAAAGAAGUCAAUAGAUGUUUAAUUCCAUGUCUACUCUUUUUAUUUGCCCGGCAAACUGAAAGUGACAGCACUGUGCUGAUCAUGAAUAAAUGUUCUUAUAUUAAGGCAUUGUUGAAAACAAUAUAUACUACAGUAGAUUUUGUUACAUUUGAAUACUGAACAAUGAUUUUUUUUGACAGAAACUCUUAGAACGAGUUCGAAAUCAUGGCAUCUCAAUAGAACAUUGGCCCAGUUGGUUGUCAAGGGAACUAUCAACAGGAUCAGCGACACCUGAACACGAGGAUGAGGAUGAUAUUAAGUUAUCAUGAUAACUCAUAAUAAACUGCUAGAUUCUUCUUCUGUAUGAAAUAAAAGGAGAAUUUGACUUUAACCUUUAACCUUUAACUUUAGUCACUCAGAGAGGGCCAUUUUUUUCAUACUCUUCCUCAAAUUCAUGUAGUGCCAUGUGUUAUUAUUAUGGUCUUGAAUCUGCUAUGCUGCAUCUGUUUUUGUGGGACUAUUUCUACAGGUGCAUGUAGAAUUCAUUUUUAUGUACAUUAGGGACGGAUGAUUACAAAAGUGAAGUAAUGGGGGGUGGGGGGGUGCAAACAAAAUCUG
This is a messenger RNA of Porites lobata, 65766 nucleotides long. Lineage: Eukaryota; Metazoa; Cnidaria; Anthozoa; Scleractinia; Poritidae. The record is from the annotation of a GenBank genome assembly.